Messenger RNA from Podarcis lilfordi (Lilford's wall lizard), 81126 nucleotides. NCBI's taxonomy places the organism in Eukaryota, Metazoa, Chordata, Lepidosauria, Squamata, Lacertidae. The record is from the annotation of a GenBank genome assembly.
AUGGAUCUCAUCUCCCAAUCCCCAAAUUUAAAGUGCUGUCUUGGGUCAGCUAACAAACACAAGCAGGUCAGUUAUUACCUCUCAAUGCUCUUUUUGUUUAAACUGUACAGUCAAGCAAAAACUGUGGCUUCUUUGCCUGUAUCCCUUUCAUGGCAUAAUACAUUAGUAAUACAAAAUAAGAGGUGAUGAUUAUUCCCAGUGCUCAGUUUCUCAAAUCAGCAGUGAGGGCUAGAAGCCUGCAUGAGCAGCUCCGUCUUUUUCGGGGGCUUGGCCUUGGUCUGCCCAGGGGAGAGAGAAGGAGAUGCACUCUGCACGCGCUCCGAGAGGCCUUCUUCCCCAGUCCACUACUGCAGGGCUGGCUGGGCGGAUGGAUCCUGCACGGCCAGCGCCGUUUCCGAGGAGGCCCGGGCUGGAGAUGCCUUCAGGCCAUGUUGGGGGCUGCUCUCGGUUUCCUACUGAUUCUAACCUGUUUAGGGAUCUGCGUCCCCCGCCCCCAAAGAACGUGGUCUGGCGACGGGCUGCCCUGGCUCCGGCUUCCUCGGGGCAGAGCCCUCCUCGCGCCCUCCGACGGGGGUCCCGAGCGGCGCCCCGUCUCCGCGCCUCCCCUUUCCCCGCCGGGCGCCCUGCGUCUCCCGGGCUCGGCCGUUCCGCGCCCGGCUCCCCUCCCGCGCCGCCGCGGCUCCGCCCCCUCGGCUGUUCCGCUGCGCGCCGCGCCGCCCUCCGCCCAGCUCCGGACCCAAGAUGGCCGCCGUGUCAGUUUGGGUCUUCGCCGCCGUCCGGCCUCAGGCUCCUGGGCUCCGCCUCGCGUAGGCCCCGGUAAGCAGCGGCGGCCGCGGCGCCCUCCGGCGGGCGGAGGGCGAGGGCGGGCGGGCGGAGGGGCGGCUCCGUGCCGGGCAGCGGCGGCGAGAGGCGAAGCAGGAGGAGGCGGAGGCGGGGAGAAGCCGAGGGAGCGAGAGGCUGCGCGCGGGCGGGCGGGCGGGCAUCGGGCGGGCUCCUCGCGCCAGGCCCGGCCGCGGCCUGCUCCGGCCCGGCCCAGGCUCGCCGCGCCAGGCCCAGCCGCGGCCUCGCCUGCCUGGCCGCCUCCCUCGGCGCCCGCCCGCCCGCCCGCCCGCCCGCCGGCGGCAGGUGCAGGCCAAGUCGGCCUCGGCGGCGCCAGAGCGAGCGGGCGGGCCCUAGCCGGCGAGGCCGCCGCGGGGCCGGAGCGCCGCCGCUUGGCAUCCGGGCCGCCUCGGGCGAGGCCUCCUCGGCUUGGCCGCGCUUCGCCGUCGGGGACCCCGCCGCGGGCGAGGGGCUGGGCCCGCUGCCGCCUCCUUGCCCGGGGCCUGAAAGUGCGAGAGGAGAGAAGCGGCCGAAGGACGGAGACGGCCCGCCGCCUCCGGACCCAACUUGCGCUGCCGCUGCCGCUGCUUCUCCUUACAUAACGCCUUUUCUCGCUCGCUCUGGCGGCCACUUGUUUAUUGUUGCUUUUUUGAAACACACGCACGAUGCGAGCGACUUUUCCUUUUCCCGACUUCGGAAGAUGCGCGGCGCUUCCUUAGGCUUCGCGGCCACCCAGAUCUUGCGGUGUUCAGACCUGAGCGCCCCUUGCAAACUUAAAAACAAAAACAAAAAAGGGAUUCUAAAGAGGGUAAAAACUUUAUCCCGUAAAGUUAGGGUAGGCGUGCAGUGCAUUACGCCAUAAUUCUUCUGUACAUCCCUUGCAAGUUUAGGGAGUUUUAAAGUUUGUUCCCUUGCAUCUUGGAGCCUGAGGUGGGAUACAUGUGAUUGCCACUCAAGCCCUGACCAGACCCCAACCAUGCUCCGCUUGAGCAGGUGGUAGGGUCAUACACUUUCAGAAAGUAGCGUAGCUGCAACCUUCAUGUAGGUGUUGGGUUUGCCCGACUGCUGUGAAAGGUUGGGCUAGAUGGGCUUCUGCAGCUUUCUUGUUAGGCAGUUGCCUUUGCCCCUCCCAACUUACCUUCUUUCCCCCCAAAUGAUGGUGACUUGUCCAACCAGCUUGUUUUCUUGUAGUAAUCCUGCAAGUCUCUUUCCUGGGUGAGGAGAUGGAAUGAGCUGGGUUUUCUAUGCAAUUUUCUUCUCUACCUUUGGAGGAUUUUGCCUCAGUUCUUUUGAUGGUUAGUGCCUUCUAAAUGGUGUUUUGCUUCAAGUCCAGACUUGUUGAAGAAUUGGCCCAAUACAUUGCCAUUUUAAAUGCCAAAUCUUUAAUUGCUUUCAGAUUUUUUUUUAGACCAAAUAUUCUUGGACAAAUUUCCCUUUUUUAACACAGCUAUGCUGACGCUGUUGUGCUGAGGGGCUAGCAAAACUUUACAGUUAGGAGCUGCUUGUUAAAAAGUCAAAUAACUCUGUUUUCUCUUUUUUCUUUCUUUCAGGCUUACCAUUUUAUUUACUUGUGUACCAGAUUGGGAAUGUAAAGAGCUGGAAUGAGAUGUGCUGAAUUCGUCUCACCUGUAUGAUACACCUGCUGCUUUUUUUGGAGGCAUUGGAAAAUAUGAAUUGAUUCCUAACAGGAUAUAUAUUUUUAAAUGGAAAAUAGGAAAUCUUAUGUUUGAAAAAGGAAUUUGGGGCAAACAACGUGUAUGCUAUGGUUAACUGGUCCCUAUCCUCCGAUCAUCUGUUUUCCCAUUCUGUGAAACUCCUUCAGUAUAGGGAUAAGGGAUAACGACUCUAUGGAUAUACAGAAGUCUUCAUCAUGGUAAAACUCGCUAACCCGUUGUACACGGAGUGGAUUUUGGAGGCAAUUAAAAAGGUCAAGAAGCAAAAACAGCGCCCUUCAGAAGAGAGGAUAUGCAAUGCUGUGUCUUCGUCCCAUGGUUUGGAUCGAAAAACGGUUCUGGAGCAAUUGGAACUGAGUGUUAAAGAUGGGACCAUAUUAAAGGUUUCCAAUAAGGGACUUAAUUCCUAUAAGGAUCCUGAUAACCCUGGGCGAAUAGCACUUCCCAAACCACGAAACCAUGGAAAGUUGGAUGGUAAACCAAACGUGGACUGGAAUAAACUGAUUAAACGGGCAGUUGAGGGCUUGGCAGAGUCCAGUGGCUCAUCCUUGAAGAACAUUGAACGCUUUUUGAAAGGGCAGAAGGAUGUGUCAGCUCUAUUUGCAAGCAGUGCCCCUUCCACCUUUCACCAGCAACUGCGAUUGGCUGUCAAGCGGGCAAUUGGCCAUGGGCGACUCCUUAAAGAUGGACCUCUGUACCAACUCAAUACUAAAGCAGCCACAAAUGCAGAUGGGAAAGAGAGCUGUGAAUCUCUUUCUUGUCUUCCUCCAGUAUCUCUCCUUCCACAUGAAAAAGAUAAGGUAAGAACCACUUGCUAACCAGCUCUUGGGUGCUGAAUGGCAGAUUCAGUGUUUCACAUUACUUUUACAAAAGUAACUUGUAAAUGUGUUGGUUUGUUAACUAAGAGUGUGAGCUGAGGACUCUCAGCUCAGCUCUGAACUCCCAAGUGGCUUUAGGCAAGGCCUUAUCCCUCAUCUUUCAAUUUGCAAUAUGUGUGUGUGUGUGGGGGGGUAAUACCAGUUUACCUCAUAGGUCUAUUGUAAGGAUUACUAAGAGAAGGCAGCUUUGCUCUGUCAGUUUUAAGCAGCAUUAUUAAAAGCACUACAGAUAUGCCUUGUGCAUUUUAUGGUGCAUAGAUUAUUCUUUCCAAGCAUUGGGUAUUUUGUUUGGAGGAGAGCAGAUCAAUUUUAAACAGGCAGAUUCGCAGGGAGACAGAUAUGUGGUGUCUCUCCUUAAGCUGCAUGUUAACUGCUCCUGGUUGGUGGGGGGCUUUUAUCCUCUUCCAAUGGGUGAAUUAAAUUUACACUUGCAUUUUUGGCAGUGUAAGUUGCACUGAGCUCUGUGUGUAGGGCCAGUGAAUGAAGAUAGUGAGGAUGCGGCAAACCAUAGUUUAUACCUCCUCCUCCUCCACCUCCUCCAACUCCUCCUCCUCCAUGAGCUGCUUUCCCCACCCUUGACAUGCCCCCUUUUGCCCUGUACACUGGUGUUACUUUCCCCAGCAGGGCUUUUCUUCAGCUGGUGUAAGUCCAUGAGCUGGGUAAGCUAUUUACACUCACAUAAGGCCAGCUAAGUUGGGGUGGAGUUGAUAUGCUUCAUCUUAACUUCUCCCAGAUAAUGUACAUGAGGUUUAGGAUCCUAAACCUCAUAACUUCAGUAUACUUUCUUUCCCAAAUACACAGUAUUGAAUUUAUUGUUAAGACCUUCCAUGUCCUCUCAAGUUUUGUCCUCACUGGGAAAGAGUGAGGGAAGCUGCUUUUAAGCAACUUUGGAAAUGGGAUGGGUGUGUAUUUUAAAUGGGAAGGUGGGGUUUGUAUGUUCAAGAAUGAGUAGCUGUUGAUGUAAUGAAUGUGAUAAUCAUAGAGACCUCUUAUUUGUUACAUUAAAAUUAACACCUGUCCUGAUACUAAGUUUGGGAAAGCCGAAAGAUAACUAACAUUAGAAAUUAAUUUGUUCAUGCUGUAUCAUCUGACUUUUCAGUUAAUAUUACAACUCGCUCCUUCAGAAUGGGCUCUACUUUCUUGCUUUGCCACUAAAUAGAUGAAUAGAUUCAAAUGGAUUCAGAGGCAGUAAGCUUCUCAAUGCCUGUUAUUGAGAGUGCUCAUAUGCUCAGCUCAGAGAGCCAGUAUGGUGUAGUGGUUAAGAGCGGUAGUCUCGUAAUCUGGGGAACCGGGUUCGAGUCUCCACUCCUCCACAUGCAGCUGCUGGGUGACCUUGGGCCAGUCACACUUCUUUGAAGUCUCUCAGCCCCACUCACCUCACAGAGUGUUUGUUGUGGGGGAGGAAGGGAAAGGAGAAUGUUAGCCGCUUUGAGACUCCUUUGGGUAGUGAAAGGCGGGAUAUCAAAUCCAAACUCUUCUUCUUCUUCCCCUGGUUGGUCACUGUGAGAGCAGGUUGCUGGGUUAGAGCCAUUGACCUGAUCCAGCAGACCCUUCUUACAUUCCUAUUACCGUGUCUCUGGACUGCUGGAUGAAACAGGUCACUUGCCAGCAUAGAAAAUUUCAAAGUUGUAGUUUUACUUUCUGAAUUGACUAUUUUCUUCGAUGGUGUACCAAGUUUUAUGUUGCACUGUUUCCCCUCCUUCCUCAAAAUUUGUUAUUGCUAGUAAAAACCUGGUAGGUACUUUAUUCUAUCAACUAGUCCUAAGCUGCUAUUUCUCCUAAUUGGGAGGAAGAUUAGAUUACUGGGAAUGCAAUGUGGUAGUAAGAGCUGAAGGUUUUAAGUGCUGGUAUACACUAAAAAGUCUAGAGAUACCUAAGGGCCCAUAAAUGUAAUUCCAAUUGAUCUUGGAUGACAAGGCAGACAGUGACAUGUCUAGUGAAGAGAGCUGGCAGACUAGAGUUCACAUUCUUGCUAAGCCACAAGCUGGUUGGAUGACAAGUAUUUGGCUGUUGGCCUUGGUUCACCUUCUAUAGAGUGAGAAUAGCAUUGGCCUGCCUAUUUGACAGUGAUGUGAUUAAGAGCUUUGAUUGCCAUGUGUAACUUACUGUAGUGAAUUUAGCACAUGGGAUGAGGAAAAAGCUGGGGAUUUUGUGAAUCAGUUAUAUUGCCAGGUCUGUGACCAUAUAAUUUAUUGUUGAUAUCACAUAUUGUCAUUCUUCUAAGACAGGAAGUUUCUGUCUUUAAAGUAGCCCCUGUUCCUAGCUUUUGUGGGCUUGGAAAAUCAUGUUGAACAUUGCAGUUAUACAAGAUUUAGAUAUUAUAUAUAUCUUAAGUAUAGAAAUACAAUGGUACCUCGGAUUAAGAGAUACUUCAUUAGAAAUGAAGCAGACAUUGGUUAUUUGCAAAUGAAAAGUAAAGUGUAGCACCAAUAACUUUUAAACGAUGUCCUGUCAAUCUUAAUUUUGUUGACUGUUUCAAAUAGUCUGCCAACCUCAUUUGGUCUUGGUAGAUAAAAGUUUGAAAUCUGUGGUUGUGAUGUGAAUACGUUACUAAGGUAGCAACGGUGACCAUUGUCUAACUCAGUUGAUACAUAGAGUAAACACUGUUAGUCAGUAAUGCUACAAACUUGUCAUCUUGGAAAUCUUAAAUAUUGGGAUACAGGAAAAAGAUAUUACAUGAUCCAGUGUAGCAAGUAGCAUUGGUGAAGGCCAGAGGAAGUCUAUAGUUUGUCAUAGUAGCUGUUCUCCCUAUUGAUCUCAUUUGUAGUACUUUGGGUUGCUUUUGACAUGAGAGCAUUCUUCCUGACUUACAGUGGUAAUGGGUUGUCCACUCUCAUGAAUGCACCCAUUCCUUUUGGAAACAUUACCCUUCUUCCAAAGAGUAAAGGUGGUGUAAGGUAAAGGUAAAGGGACCCCUGACUGUUAGGUCCAGUCGCGGACGACUCUGGGAUUGCAGCGCUCAUCUCACUUUACUGGCUAAGGGAGCCGGUGUACAUGUGGCCAGCAUGACUAAACCGCUUCUGGCGAACCAGAGCAGUGCAUGGAAAUGCCGUUUACCUUCCUGCCGGAGCGGUACCUGUUUAUCUACUUGCACUUUGACGUGCUUUCGAACUGCUAGGUUGGCAGGAAGUGGUGUAGAAGGGGGUUAUCUAGUUUUACAUCCAUAAUACAGUGGUACCUCGGGUUACAGAUGCUUCAGGUUACAGACGCUUCAGGUUACAGACUCCGCUAACCCAGAAAUAGUACCUCGGGUUAAGAACUUUGCUUCAGGAUGAGAACAGAAAUCGCGCAGCAGCGGUGCGGCGGUAGCGGGAGGCCCCAUUAGCUAAAGUGGUACCUCAGGUUAAGAACGGACCUCCAGAACGAAUUAAGUACGUAACCAGACGUACCACUGUAAUAUUGUCUGGUAGCUGAAGCUGAGAAAUAAUGAGUGAUACAAGGUCUACCCAGUAUGCUUCAAGGUUGAGCAGCAUUUUGAAUCCGCUAUUCUGUUGGCCAUUUCCAUUUCCUAUGGCAACUUAUGCAAAGAGUAAUGGUUAAGAAAACAUUAAUUUCUUAAAGGUGCAUGGGAGAAUUUCAUCAGGCAUUCUCUUCUAGCGAUCUCUUUUUGGUUGAUGUCCUGUUUACACACAUCCCUUCUGGUGUUAGAAGCUCAGAUAUAUAGGCUAGGUGCCAAAUGGCACCUUAAAUCUAGGUUGUGGUUGCCACAAUGGAAUGUCUGUUCACCAGGGGGUUGGACUAGAUGACCCUCAGAGUCCCUUCCAACUCUAUGAUUCUGUGAUCUCAACUGCAUUGCUUGACCUUACAAUUCACUUGUCCCAGUAUUCAAAAAGGAAAAAAGCACACACAGGGGAAAUGGAAAUGGUAUUAAAUAUGAACUAAGGCAGAGGUUUUUAAACUGGUCGCCAACCUGGCACCCAGAAAUCUCCAUGUAGUUGCAAUUGGACCCACAGCAGUAGCAAAACGCGUCUGGUGCCUGGUUGGUUUCAAACGCUGGUCCCUUCUAUUAAAGGAUCUGAUACAAUGAUGCCCCUGUUGCUGGAUCCUCUGUUUGUUGUUGAUUCUCUGUUUGUAACUACAGUCAUACUUUGGAUCCCGAACGCCCUGGAACUCGGACGUUUCGGCUCCCAAACACCACAAACCCGGAAGUUACUGUUCCUGUUUGCAAACAAUUUUUUGGGGAACCUGAACGUCCGAUGGGGCUUCCGCGGCUUCUGAUGCUUCUUUCAGCCAACCAGCAGCUGUAAUUUGGUUUUCGAAUGUUUUGGAAGUCAAACGGACUUCCAGAACGGAUUCUGUUUGACUUCCAAGGUACGACUGUACUAAGAUUGCAAGGCUCCGUCUGGGCGCAGAGGGAGUCACUUGGAGUCCACUCCGCCCACCCCCACCCCUGAAAUAUCUGGAAUACAGCUGCUGGAUAUUCCAUGGAGAGAAAUGAGAGAGCCACUGCUUGAUGGGAAACCCUGACCGUUGCUGCAUGUUUAACAUAGCAGUGUUGUGGCUAAUGUAGGGGAGGUAGCUGAAGGGCGGGUAGGUAUGCUGAACUUCUAAGGUAGUCAUCUCAAGCCAUCUUACUAGAAAUAAAAAAUUCCGUUGAAUUCUGUUCUGAAAUAAUUCUGAGUAGAAAUGCUUUGGAGGGGGCUGUUGAGAGCAUAGCGCUUACCUAGAAUAGAUCACAUGUCUUUUCUGGGGUUAGGUUUUGAACAUGGGAACAAAUUCACACACACAAAAGUUCUUUUGAGCAUUUGGCAAAGCUUUCAAACUGAGUCUCUAAAGCUUUCCAACUGACUAUGUCUAAAUCCCUUCUAAGUUUCAAAUCUGCAUGCUAACCCUUUAUUGAUUUUUUUUCUCAACAAGGUGGUGCCAUAGAUUUAAGUAAAUUAUAUUUCAUGCUGUCUGGUAUUUAACUUCCACUUCAACAGUGAAAUACGUUUUUGUACAUUCUUGCCAGCUUUAUUUCUAAAUUCUCACUAUGCUGUUGUAGGUGCACCAUGUCAGUGCUUAAAAAGAUUGCCUGAUAUAAAGGGAUAAAAACAUUUGGCAAUCCAGCAUAUGUUAGCAAAAAGGUAUUGCUUUGAGAGACACAGACAUUCCCUCCAAAAUAAGAUAAUCUAAAAGUUGAAGUCAUCAAGAUAGAGUGAGACAGACAUUUCAGUCACACUGGUCUUUGCUUAACUCUCUGUUCUGAGCCCUGCAAUUCACUGGCUGGUCUCGGGCAAAUAACAUCCUUAUGGUGACUUAUUGAUAAGUUGUAAAGUAUAUAAUACCUCCCUCCCCCCAGUUAUAUAGUUUUCCUAGUCUUUUCAAUAUCAAGACCCAAAGAUUUAACCCUGGCUUCACAAAUGUUGUAGCAAUGGUCUCCCAGUAAUGUAAUGCUAAUCCCCAUACUCUUAAGCAUUUCAGAGAACAUGUUGUCUGUAGUGGUUCUUGAAUGUUUUCGAGGGAUUUAUUUGAAUAACAACCUUGUUCAUUCAUAUGGUGUCUAACUUCUUCUGACAUUUUAAGCACUUGUUCACACUGUAGCCUUGAAGGCUGAAACCACUCUUGUCUUUUUAAUCUAACUACUUGGUUAAAAUGCCUAGUUAAAGGAAAGGAUGGCUUUUUAAAUACUUUGUACUUUAUGAAAAUAAAUGGCAGAGGAACCUAUUUUGCAUAAUUGCAAGUAAAACUCUAUGUACAACAGUAAGUACAUACUGCAAGUUUUAGGUGUGGCUGAAUUAGGGUGUUGGUUGUGUAGAAAAGAACUUGGAAGUUAUUUGUGUGAAACUUCUUGUGUCUGUGUUGGGUGAUGUAAUUACCAGCUCACAGUUUUUCUAGUUCCACAGAAUCCCACCUGACAUUCCUGUUUGGAUAUAGCUGAAUUAUUUUAAUCAUGAUAAACCUUGAUAGCUGUUGGAUACCUUUGGAUAGGGCAAUACCUGAAGUUAUGGUAUAUUGUGACAACUUUGAAUAUUGAAUAGCUCUCAUACAAGGAAAGUAUUAUUUUAUUUAAAACCAUGGCUAUUGAUUCAUGGAUUCUUUGGAGGAAAUUAUUUUGUAGAUGCUUAUGCUUUAGAGAGAUUCCUCAAGUUCUGCUCCUGUUUAUCAUAGUAAGGGAUUUCCUUGGCACUGAAAACUUAUGGUAAAUACAGACUACAUUUAGACAAAUUACACAGGACUCCUUGAUCACUAGGUGGAGCUCUUGAGUCGCAAAAACUUACUGGCGACCAAUUACCGUAUUUUUCGCUCCAUAGGACGCACUUUUUCCCCUCCAAAAAUGAAGGGGAAAUGUGUGUGCGUCCUAUGGAGCGAAUGCAGGCUUUCGCUGAAGCCUGGAGAGCGAGAGGCAUCGGUGCGCACCGACCCCUCUCGCUCUCCAGGCUUCAGGAAGCUAUCCGCAAGCCUUGCAAGCCCGGUGGGAGUUCCCGCGGGCUCACAAGGCUUGCAGGCAGCAGCCUGCAGCCCCGGCGAGUGUCCGCAAGCCUUGCGCGCCCGGCAGGAGGUCCCGCCGAGCGCGCGAGGCUUGGGGCAGCAGCCUGUCGCCCGAAGCACGGGAGCCCUCCGGAGGGCUCCCGUGCUUCGGGCGAGUGUCUGCAAGCCUCGCGCGCCCGGCAGGAGGUCCCGCCCAGCGCGCAAGGCUUGGGGCUGCAGCUUGUCGCCCGAAGCACGGGAGCCCUCCGGAGGGCUCCCGUGCUUGGGCGAGUGUCUGCAAGCCUCGCGCGCCCGGCGGGAGGUCCCGCCGAGCGCGCAAGGCUUGGGGCUGCAGCUUGUCGCCCGAAGCACGGGAGCCCUCCGGAGGGCUCCCGUGCUUCAGGCGAGUGUCUGCAAGCCUCGCGCGCCCGGCGGGAGGUCCCGCCCAGCGCGCAAGGCUUGGGGCUGCAGCUUGUCGCCCGAGCACGGGAGCCCUCCGGAGGGCUCCCUUGCUUCGGGCGAGUGUCUGCAAGCCUUGCGCGCCCGGCGGGAGGUCCCGCCCAGCGCGCAAGGCUUGGGGCUGCAGCUUGUCGCCCGAAGCACGGGAGCCCUCCGGAGGGCUCCCGUGCUCGGCGAGUGUCUGCAAGCCUCGCGCGCCCGGUGGGAGGUCCCGCCCAGCGCGCAAGGCUUGGGGCUGCAGCUUGUCGCCCGAAGCACGGGGAGCCCUGCGGGGGGCUCGCCUUGCGGCGGGCGAGUGUCUGCAAGCCUUUCGCGCCCGGCAGGAGGUCCCACCGAGCGUGCAAGGCUUGGGGCGGCAGUCUGUCGCCCGAGCACGGGAGCCCUCCAGAGGGCUCCCCGUGCUCGGGCGAGUGUCUGCAAGCCUCGCGCGCCCGGUGGGAGGUCUCGCCGAGCGCGCGAGGCUUGGGGCGGUAGCCUGCAGCCCGAAGCACGCGAGGCUUGGGGCGGCGGGGGGGGGGAUAAUUUUUUUUAUUCGUUUCCCCCCCCCCAAAAACGAGGUGCGUCCUAUGGACCGGUGCGUCCUAUAGAACGAAAAAUACGGUAAUUUCGGAUGCUGUUUAUGUAGUAUCCUGAGUGUUGCAGUCUGUUUUGAAACAGUGGAAAAUUGUGCAGAGGUUUGGGCGUGUUGUGUUUUCUGUGAUGCAGCCUUCUCAGUAGUUUGCUUUUUUGCCGUCUGACAUUUUAAGGGUACAAUUGUUUAUCCUAUUCCUUUCAAUUUCAUUCUUUCUCCACCACUCUAGAAGUGUCGAAUGCAAAAAGGUGAAUGAUAUAUCAAGUCAGCAGUGUUUCUAACGUUCCCUGUCAUAGAGCUGGUUGAACAAGUGGGACUUUAAAUAAGUCAAGUUUGACUUUUGAUCUCAAUAGAAACUGCUGGAGGAGCUGCCCAGCAUCUGAAUUUGUGAUCCCUGUAAAAGACAUCAUCACCAUCCUCAUCAUCAUCCUCAUCAUCCUCAUCAUAAUUUUAUUAUUUGUGCCCUGUCCAUCUCGCUGGGUCUCCCCAGUGACCUCAUUUGAGAUGAUGCUGUGACCAUUCUCAGAGAAGAACCAUGUGGCCAGAUGUGUUUGGGCUCCUUCGUGGUCUACCCAAACCCAUUUAUCUCAUUUCAGCUGGAAACAAUAGCACCCACUAUCCAUGGGAAUCUGAAGUUUGGGGUGGGGGUGAGGAGGAACAACAAAUAUCAAGUAUUUUUUUCCUCUUUGCUUUCAGCUGAUUAUAGGGGGUGUUCUUGAGAGAACACUAUUCAAGGUUACAUACACUUUUAAGGUCAAAAUUUCUAAAGGGUAAUGUGAUCUGCUUGCAAAAUUCAGAAUUUUUAAAUUUUAAUGUUAACGUGUUGUGCCUAGUUUUGACUUUCUUUUGGCAGAUACCUUAUUUUAUACAAAACUCUUGAUUUGUGAAAGUCUUAUGACUAGGUGCAAAUUGCAUAUAUUGUUUAUCUCUGCCUCCUAUACCUGCAGUGCCAGAGGUAGAGUGAAACUCCAAAUUCACUACUGCCGACCUAUGCAGUUGGUGGCUUGCUUUUCUUUUUCUUUUCUUUUUGCUGGGAGCCAGAGGAGAUUCUGAAGGCAAUGAUGUUGGAGAGAAGUCUGCUGGCUUCAUUUUGUGAUAGAAAGUUUGCAGAUGACACCAAACUGGGAGGGGUGGCUAACACCCCAGAGGACAGGAUCAGACUUCAAAACGACCUUGACAGAUUAGAGAACUGGGCCAAAACAAACAAGAUGAAUUUUAACAGGGAGAAAUGUAAAGUAUUGCACUUGGGCAAAAAGAAUGAGAGGCACAAAUACAAGAUGGGUGGCACCUGGCUUGAGAGCAGUACAUGUGAAAAGGAUCUAGGAGUCUUGGUUGACCACAAACUUGACAUGAGCCAACAGUGUGACGCGGCAGCUAAAAAGCCAAUGCAAUUCUGGGCUGCAUCAAUAGGAGUAUAGCAUCUAGAUCAAGGGAAGUAAUAGUGCCACUGUAUUCUGCUCUGGUCAGACCUCACCUGGAGUACUGUGUCCAGUUCUGGGCACCACAGCUCAAGAAGGACACUGACACACUGGAACGUGUCCACAAGAGGGCAACCAAAAUGGUCAAAGGCCUGGAAACGAUGCCUUAUGAGGAACGGCUAAGGGAGCUGGGCAUGUUUAGCCUGGAGAAGAGGAGGUUAAGGGGUGAUAUGAUAGCCAUGUUCAAAUAUAGAAAAGGAUGUCACAUAGAGGAGGGAGAAAGGUUGUUUUCUGCUGCUCCAGAGAAGCGGACACGGAGCAAUGGAUCCAAACUACAAGAAAGAAGAUUCCACCUAAACAUUAGGAAGAACUUCCUGACAGUAAGAGCUGUUCGACAGUGGAAUUUGCUGCCAAGGAGUGUGGUGGAGUCUCCUUCUUUGGAGGUCUUUAAGCAGAGGCUUGACAACCAUAUGUCAGGAGUGCUCUGAUGGUGUUUCCUGCUUGGCAGGGGGUUGGACUCGAUGGCCCUUGUGGUCUCUUCCAACUCUAUGAUUCUAUGAUUCUAUGAUUCUAAAGUGAGGGGUGAUGGAGGCAAACACACUGUGCCAAGUGACCAUCUAGGUGAGCAGAGAAAGUUCAGUGGCUAGCAAAUAAUUUGAAGGAGAACUGUCAAUUCCAAAGCCCUUCCUAGCUUGCUUGGGUCCAGGGGUGGUGGAGGGGCUGCCCAUUUUCCUUUCUCCUGAUUUAAUUUUUUAAUUUCUCCUCUCCUUUUGCCAUCAGUGAGAAAAAAUCACCAAACCAGCUCCAGGGCUUGUUUUUUUUAAAAUCCUUUUGGAGUGUGGGAACUUUGUGCCUUUGAAUCUGGAUCUCCUGUCAUACACCCUUGACAUACCGUAUUGACCUGAAUAUAAGCUGUACCCACAAAUAAGCCGCACCUUUAAAAUUCAAGGGGGGGGGAGAUAAUACCCAAAUAAAAGCCACUCCCUUAAAUUUCCACAGGCACUCACACCCGUAAAUGGCAAAUGUAGAAGAAAAUUCUACAACUACUAGAGAGGACUCCUGGCGCUGCUUGCCCCAUGCUCUUGGCUGCACACUGGGCUGGGGGGGGGGGAGCCUUGCUGCAUUGUUGGUUGCCUUUCCACUUCCUCCCUUCCUGGCCUUGGGGGGAGGAUGGGGGACUACGCGUGGAGUGGGUGCCGCUUCCCCGUGCUCCCGGUGUGUUUGUCUUGGCGGGGGCCACUUCCCGCAUUCCUGGCAGCGUUACAGGCUGAGGGGGAGCCGUGCCACGGUGCCAGAGGUCUUCCCCCUCCCCUGUGUUCUUUCCUACCCAGCUUUGGGGGAGGCUGGAGGAGCUGCUGACAGGACGGGAGGGGAGCGAUAUCGUAAAAGCCAGGUUUUGUAAGGUCACAAAUUUAAGCCACACUUUAACUUUUCACCGUUGGAAUUUGGGAAAAAAGUGCGGCUUAUAUUCAGGCCAAUAUGGUACUCCCUAUUAUUUCUGAUGGCAUAAUUCUGGUAGUAGAACUGCACCCAUAGAACUUUAGGCCUCUGAGUGCAAAAGUGCUUGGGUGCAAGUUAAUGUUGUGCCCUGAGGAUGCUCAGCCAGACUUUGGCCAGCUUUAGGAUUGUGGUAAGGCAGUUUCCAUUUAAUGUCUUCAGAACCAUUAGGUAAAUACUUUUUUAUCAUGAUGAAACUGAUAAGAGGUUUUAGCUUAAUGCUACACUUUGAUUUUAAAAUUUGCCAUCAGGAAUACGGUUAAACUAUUAUUUAAAGUAAUAGUCCAAGUUAGUGGAGAAUAGCUGUAACUUGCUUCAAAUAGGUCUUCUCUUCAGUAUUUUUGUAAAAUUUGUCAGAUAUCAGGCACAGUGGACCGUUUUUUCACCAGUGUUCAAAAUUAACCGGUUGUAGAGCGCUGCCUUUUUCCUGGGACAAUUUGGCUUUUAAAACAAUCACCCGUGAGUACUUAAAUUUCGGACAAUUGGACUCUAAAUAAGGAUUUGCGAGUAGAAAGGAAAAUUGGACUUAAAAGUUUAUUUCAAUUUGGCACUGAAACGGGAAGGUCUAAACAGGAAGUCAGCCUUCCGUUUCUUUGUAGAUAGAUUAAAGCAAAGACAAGGAAAAGCAAAGUUCAGAAAAUCGCUUGUAAAGGAUUAAAUUUCAUCAUUUAAAAUUGUUGAACCCCCUUCGGAAGCAGGAGAAGAGGGGGGAUUUUUUUUUCCUGGACUGUUUAAACCUGCAGAAGUGAGUGUAAAGCAAAGUAACUUUCCACCGUCUUGAUCCUGGAGCGGGGUGUCAAGACUGACGUUUUUUGAAGCUCAUUGACCAGAGACAAACGUCUUUGACAGAUAGCUAAAAGAAGAGAAACAUAGUGAUUUCAUUGUUCCCUUUCGCACUUUAAAGGAACAAAUAUUGACAAAAUAUCUGAAAAAGGAAACUUUGUUGUUAGAUCUGUCUUUAAAAGAAAAGAACAAAUAGAAGUUUUUCCCCUAGAGGGAGCCUGUGAAACUGUAACCAAUUCUGAAUCAGGGAGCUUGCAGCUGUUACAGAUUACGAUUGUGGGAAUAGACUUCUGACCUUACAGGACAAUGUAUUCAGAAGCUCUGCUGUGUGCUCUCUGUAAAACAAGUGCCCUACUGGAACAGCUACAUGAGAAGACGGACUUGAUGACUGAUGCGAUCAGAAAUUUUGGACAGGCAGUGGGAAAUUAUAUAGAGCCCACCCAGGAAUCAAAUCAGGAGUGUGCCCUGACAGAACAGAUGAGGGAAGAGGAUGUUGCAGAAUCUUGGGCGCCAGAGAUGGAGGGAGCUGUGGCCCAGCAGGAACAUGAGUUCUUGGACUUGACAAAUGAACUUGGAAAAAGCCAGAUUUGGAAAGAUAAAGUUUGGUUUGGUUUGGAAAUGGGUUGGAUAGACCCCCCUAUGCAGGGAUGUUUGGACUUUUCAAGUCUGGCAAUGGGCCGUGAGAUGUUUGGGGUUGUGGGGGCUCUUAAUUUUGGAGGGACUUUGAAACAUGUUCUUAAAUACCACAUGGAGUUUAGUGUGGACUAUGGAAAAGGGGCUGAUUUGUUGAGAAGGGUCAAAAACAUUGUCAAGCUGGAGUUCCCACGAGUGAAAGAAGCAGGAGACAAAGGAAAAUACAGCUAUAAAUAUGAAGAAGAGCCGCGGAAGGGACAUUGAAGGGACUUAAGGGCCUCGGACAUGAGAUUACCAGGUUAAUGCGCUAGAUUGAUGGGAUAGAAAGGACUGACAAAACCCGGGACCAGGAGGAAGAGACGCUGGAUGAAGAUUGGAUUUUUUUUUUUUUUAAUUAGGAUUGUUUUAUAAAAUUGAUGAAUGUUAGAAAAAUGUUGGAACGAAAUUAUUUGGCUUUAGCAAAAAUGUUUAAAGAAUUAAGUAAGAAUAUUAUGGUUAUGAGAAAUUGGUAAAAAUAAGAUCUAAGUUUUAAGCUUUAAGGUUCUUUAUAGUAAGAUAAGAUUAAAAUAGAUUAAGGUAAUGUAAUGACAGAAUAUUAUGAAAUAUGGAAAGGAUUUGCUGCGACAAUUAGCAACUAGGAUACAAAAAAAAGGGAGGAGGAGGAGGUCAAAGAAAGAAGGUAAUGACAGUUAAGGAUUUAAGAAUGUUGGAUUUGUUUUUAAAUGUUUGUGGUAUAUUUUUGUCUUUUGAUCGUGUUGUGCUAUUUUUUGAUUUUGAUUUCUAUUAAUUUGUAUUGUUUGAUUGUGGUUUGUUUUUUCUCUCUCUUUUUCUUUUUUGUUUUCUUUUGUAAUUCUAAAAUUUUCAAUAAAUAUCGUUUAAAAAAAACCAAAAACAAAAUUAACCGGUUGCCAGUUGUUGUUUUUGUAACUCUGGAGCACUACCUAGUGACCAAGUUGAUAUUUCCAGUCUUGUGGUUUGUGACUGUCCUUGGACUGAAGCCUUCCCUUUCUGCCUGCUCCCCAGGAAGCCUUUUAAUGUGCUGAAUGAACUGUGAAGAAGCUGGGGGUGGGGUGGGGAGGAAGAUAGUAGCUUUGGAGAAACAGAACAGUAGUGUGGGGAACACCUUUUAAACUGGUGCAUAUUCUAUAAAAUAUAAUCUUUUAGAAAUAGAAGAAAGGUGUGUGUUGAAUUGUAUGAUCUUUUAAGUGCAAGGGAUUCAGAAUGACCUAUCAACAUUUAUAAUUCAAACUACAAGAGGUCAGUAUUACUUGCACUGGUUGUGUUUUUUUUUACUGGAAGUGAAUAAAGUGUUUUUCUUAGGGAAAUCCCAUUUUUUAUGUCAGAAGAAAUGACAUUUUAGGGUUUGUAUAAAUGUAUGAGGGUUUUCAUGCUAAAUCCUAGAUGUUUAUAAAGAAGGGUAGCUUUUUUUAAGUGCAAACAUUUCCCAUAGACUUCCUCUCAUCUACACUCAUGGAGUUAAGUCACUACAGCUGCUAUAGUAAUUUGCAAUGGGGCCAAACCUUAAAAGAUACCAAGGAUCUUGAAAUGGACUUUUUUGCACAGGUGCUCCUUUACCAUUUACACAAGGAAGUGCUUUGCUUACAGUAAUAAAAACAUUAGAACUUUGAAAAUAAUCACGUUAUGUGGGCAUGAAUGGACAGAGUGAGACAAUAUCCCUCACUGGUAGCUCCACUUAUCACAGAAGCUGUGACUUUGCAAACUGAAAGAAAAUAGUUACAGGUAGGCUUUUUCCUCUAAGACCAAUUGCAGUCGUUAACAGUGGUCAACAGGUUUACCACACCUGUCAGCCAAUCACUCAUUCCCACCACCCUUCUGAUCAAUACUCCUCCCCACCCUCUCACUAUAUACAGUGGUACCUCGGGUUACAGAUGCUUCAGGUUACAGACUCUGCUAACCCAGAAAUAGUGCUUCAGGUUAAGAACUUUGCUUCAGGAUGAGAACAGAAAUCGUGCUCCGGCGGCGCGGCAGCAGCAGCUGGCGGCCCCAUUAGCUAAAGUGGUGCUUCAGGUUCAGAACAGUUUCAGGUUAAGAACGGACCUCUGGAACGAAUUAAGUACUUAACCCGAGGUACCACUGUAUAAGGGUCUGGUGACUUCUGUUUCAGUGUAUCUGAAGAAGUGUGCACUCACAUGAAAGCUCAUACCAAUAACUUUAAACUUUACUAUGAAUCAGCAGCUUUUUGCUGGUUGAAAGAAUGGCUACUUCUUGAAAACACAGACAUUUUGGACUAGAAGGUUUUAACAGUGUAUUUGGAUGGCAUGCAUAUCUGUGGUAUGACAAGGUCAAAGCGCAUAAAGCAUUUAAAAACCAUAUUGUCAGGAAAGCAUUGUUUAAUGUCUGGAUAAGAUAUAAGGACCUACUCGAAAAUAAAACCCCAAGGUGGUUGUCACCGAUGGAAGCGAAGGCUCAGAAAAAGCUCAAUAUGGAGGCCAAAUGGCUGAAAUAUUGGGAAAUUUUGGAACACGGGGAGAUAGAUUGAAAUUGCAGAGUUUUGAAAAACUAAAAAAUAAAGUGCGAGAUUGGCUUCAUUAUUAUCAGAUAAUGGAGGCAUACAAUUUGGACAAGAAAAUUGGCUUCCAGGUGGAAAAAUCAAAAUUGGAAACAGAACUGUUAGAACCCAAAACCAAGAUUUUGUCAAAGAUGUAUAACUUGCUGUUGAAAUGGAAUACUCAGGAUGAAACCGUGAAAUCUGCUAUGAUUAAAUGGGCACAAGAUUUUGGACAUAACAUUAUGUUUGCUGACUGGGAACAGUUGUGGACCACAGGUAUGAAGUUUACGGCAUGUAAUGUUUAAGAGAGAAUAUUAUGAAAAUGAUAUACAGGUGGUACAUGACCCCAGUCAAGCUUGCAAAAAUUUAUCACUUGCCCGAUAAGAAAUGUUGGAAAUGUAAAGAAACUGAAGGUACAUUCUUUCACCUUUGGUGGACGUGCCCAAGGAUUAAGGCUUUCUGGGAAAUGAUAUAUAAUGAACUGAAAAAGGUAUUUAAAUAUACCUUCUUGAAGAAACCAGAGGCCUUUCUCCUGGGCAGUCGGCCAAUUGGUGCCAAAGAAGGAUAGAACCUUUUUUAUGUAUGCCACAACAGCAGCAAGAAUACUCAUUGCAAAGUAUUGGAAGACACAAGAUCUACCCACUCUGGAAGAAUGGCAGAUGAAGCUGAUGGACUAUAUGGAACUGGCAGAAAUGACUGGCAGAAUCCGAGACCAGGGAGAAGAGUCGGUGGAAGAAGAUUGGAAGAAAUUCAAAGACUAUCUACAGAAUUAUUGUAAAAUUAAUGAAUGUUAGAAUGAUGUUGGAUAGAAAUUAAGUGGUUUCCAGCUGUAAUGCUUUAAGGGAUUAUGAAAAAUGGGUUGUUAAUAGGUGAAAAUUUAACGUUACUAUUUUAAGACUAAAGAUUAGGAUAAAUAAAGAGGGUAAGGAUUUGCUGAACCAACAAACUGAACUGGAAUACAAAAAAGGGAGGUAUGAGGAGGUCCGGGAAACAAGCUAAAGGAAAACAAGUAAUGGAAAAUCUGUGUGUUUUUAAUUAUUUUUAUUUUGUAUUUUUGUUAUUUUUUUCAUUUUUAUUGUAAUAUUUUAAAAAAGCUUAAUAAAUAUCUUAUUAAAAAAAAAAGAAAGCUCAUACCAAUAACAAACUUACCGUAGUUGGUCUCUAAGGUGCUACUGGAAGGAUUUUUUUUAUUUUGAAAGAAAAUAGUUCACCCCAGUGAGAGCCAGUGUAGUGUAGUGGUUAGAGUGCCUGUAGGACUAGAACGUGGGAGACCUGGGUUCAAAUCCCCACUCAGCCAUAAAGUUCACCGAGUGUUACUGCCUAAACUUAAAUCUCAAUGUGCUCUGUGUAAGACCUGUUUUGCUAUGGCUGGUUACAACCCUCCGAAUACCACAAAUUGCAAAAAGAACCAAAUGAAAUCUCUACGAAAAAAUAAAUAGGAAGUGCUGCUGCAUCGGGGGAGAUGGUGACUAGCCAUUCUAUUUUUUGCUCUCAUAACCCAGGUUUCAGGAGCCAUGUGGCAAAUAGCUUUUCUAACACUGGUUUUCACAUGUAACACUCAGGCAAACCAUGGCCAAGUAUGAAUGUGCAGGUACUCACAGCGCAAAUCAUAGUUGCUUCCCUGCUGGUUUGUUGUCAUUUAGUCGUAUCCGACUCUUUGUGUCGCCAUGGACCAGAACAUGCCAGGCACUCCUGUCUUCUACUGCCUCCCGGAGUUUCGUCAAAUUCAUGUUGGUCGCUUCUAUAACCCUGUCCAGCAAUCUUCUCCUCUGUCGUCCCCUUCUCCUUGUGCCCUCAAUCUUACCCAACAUCAGAGUUUUUUCCCAGAGUCUUGUCUUCUCAUGAGGUGGCCAAAGUAUUGGAGCCUCAACUUCAGAAUCUGUCCUUCCAGUGAGCACUCAGGGCUGAUUUCCUUCAGAAUGGAUAGGUUUGAUCUUUUUGCAGUCCAUGGGACUCUCAAGAGUCUCCUCCAGCACCACAAUGCAAAAGCAUCAAUUCUCUGGCCAUUAGCCUUCUUUGUGGUCCAGCUCUCACUUCCAUACAUCACUACUGGGAAUGCCAUAGCUUUAACUAUACAGACCUUUGUCUGCAAGGUGAGAUGCUGUCUAGGUUUGUCAUUACUUUUCUCCCAAGAAGCAGGCGUCUUUUAAUUUCGUGACUGCUGUCACCAUCUGCUGUGAUCAUGGAUCCCAAGAAGGUGAAAUCUGUUACUGCUUCCAUUUCUUCCCCUUCUUUUUGCCAGGAGGUGAUCGGACCCGUGGCCAUGAUUUUAGUUUUUUUGAUGUUGAGCUUCAGACCAUAUUUUGCACACUCCUCUUUCACCCUCAUUAAGAGGUUCUUUAAUUCCUUCUCACUUUUUGCCAUCAAAGUUGUGUCAUCUGCAUAUCUGAGGUUGUUGGUAUUUCUUCCAGCAAUCUUAAUUCCGGCUUGGGAUUCAUCCAGUCCAGCCUUUCACAUGAUGUAUUCUGCAUAUAAGUUGAAUAAGCAGGGAGAUAAUAUACAGCCUUGUUGUACUCCUUUCCCAUUUUUGAACCAAUCAGUUGUUCCAUAUCCAGUUCUAACUGUAGCUUCUUGUCCCACAUAGAGAUUUCUCAGGAGACAGAUAAGGUGGUCUGGCACUCUCAUUUCUUUGGGGCUAAACCAUGGUUAGGCUUAGUGUUAACAUUCAAAACUGGGCUGGUGGUUUGUCUCACUCCAGACAAAUCAUGAACUGUAGCCAGGGUUUGUUCUUGACUUGUCACUUAAGCUUUGUCCACAGGAGACAACCAUGAGCUUGGGUUCCUGCAUAACACUAAGCCAAAUCAUGGCUUUGCUCUGGGUAGUGUGGCAGCCGCAGCAGGACUAGGGGUUUUAGGACAGAAGUGGCUGGGUUAGUAACAGAUUGUUUUGAAUGAUAUAAAAAUAAGUAAAAGCAAUUUAAAUCACUGACAUAAGCAAGUUUCCAACUUUUUAAAUUGGUGUAUUUCCUGAAUAAGCGUACAUACUUAUAAAUUGGUCACUGUAAUAAAGAUGUGUUUGUAAUGAAAUAGAACUCUUAGGUAGUAUAAUCCAAAACCUUUAGUCAUGCAUCCUCCAUGCCUCCCUGCACUGUGUAAUUUAUAUAUCAUAGAGCCUGGAAACUGUAAAAUGAAGUAUUUGUGUUUAUUAUUUUUCCAGCUUUAAAUUACACUAAGUAAAACUAAUUCCUUCGUUUUCAAGUGUCCGAAACUUUCAGAACCAGAGCUAGUAGUUAACCUGGCCCAUCAGUGUUUCUUCAUGAGUUGGAUAUUAAAUAUCAUGCUCUGCUAUUGACAAUUCAUAAUUUCAUAAAUAUAAUACGUUGUAUCCGAUGCUGCAGGUGUGGUGUUCUGCUCAUACAAUGGGAAUUCCUCUUCCUCUCAUCUCCCUGCUUACCUCCCCCCCCCCCAGGCCUUCUCCAAAGGGUCUCCCAAUCCAGUGGAACAGAUUUAGAAGGUGUGGCAGUUCAGGUUGUAGGGGAGAGGGAAGUUCUAUUGUGCAGGCUGGUCUGUUGCAUGAGCUUCAGUGUCAGAUGCAACCCAAUAGAUCCAACCACAGGCAUCAACUCCUCGGGGCUCAGGUCCCUUUGUCCUCUCCCUAAAAUAUUUGAGGGGGCCAGCCCCCCCACCUCCAAAUUGAUGGGCAUUGCUGCCUUUCUUUCUUUUCCACUUUUGGACUUCCGUUUCCCAACAAGCACUGUAAGUGAACUUGUAAAAGGGUUGCUGGAUAGCAAGAGAGCUGGGAUUGGACAAAAACCUCUUGACAUUUUGGAGCAGAGAGAGUGUGAGAGAUAAUAGAGAUAAUGCAAACUGCUUGCUCCGCAGAGUGGUUCAUGAAGCUGUGCUAGGACGAGAGAUAAAGCCUCUCAUGGUUGCUUAUCAUUAAAAAAGUAAACUAGGAGUGCCUAAUUCCUAUGACUUGGAAGGUGAAGCUCCUCACUCAUUAUUGUUGCUGCUGUUGUUAAUCCACACUUUACCCCAAGGUCCCAAGGUGGGUUACAACAAUUAAAACACAAUAUUUAAAAGCAAAUUAAAACAACUUACUGUCACAGAAUUAAGGUGGGUUUUAAAAAGAUGCCCCAGCAGGCAUAUGCAUAAUUUUACAGCCAGCCCUCAGGGUUUUUCUGGAGGGGGGAGGUGCAACCAGAUGCCUAGAAAGUUGGGUUUGGGGAGAGUUGGGUUCAAGUCCAUUUUCACCUUUAAGAAUUGAGAGUAACCCUGGACUAGUUGCUGUUUCUGAAACCAGUCAAUCUCACAGAGCUGUUUUGGGGAUAAAAAGUGGGGUGAAGGAGGAAUAAACCUUCACCAGCACUAGGUACCUCAUUGCUAUGAUUGGGGACGGGCCUUAUCUGCCCUCCCAAUAUUUUAUUCAAGUUGGCACCCCUGGAUCCAACACUAGUUACAGUGUUAGACCUCAUCUCCAACACCAGGUGCUAUUGUCCUUGGUGGGGUGGAUCGUAGGGCAGUUAGCGACUGAGAUGCAGGGAGGCCUUGACUGGUUGGCUCCUUUGGGAGGCAGCUGAUGCACAGGGGGAUUUGCACAGUACAGUGGUACCUCUGGUUACGUACUUAAUUCGUUCCGGAGGUCCGUUCUUAACCUGAAACUGUUCUUAACCUGAAGCACCACUUUAGCUAAUGGGGCCUCCCGCUGCUGCCACGCCACCGCCGCACGAUUUCUGUUCUCAUCCUGAAGCAAAGUUCUUAACCCGAGGUACUAUUUCUGGGUUAGCGGAGUCUGUAGCCUGAAGCGUCUGUAACCUGAAGCGUAUGUAACCCGAGGUACCACUGCAUUGUGUAGGUGUGCUGUUGGUGAAAGACCACUGCUGACAUUGGCCCAUGCUUGGCAUUCGUCAGCAGAGCACCUGCACAAGGCACAGCCUGUUGUUGUCUUCUUUGUUCUAAAAUAGAAAAGUAGGCUUUAACAGUAUUUUGUGAUAAAAGGGUUUUAGGAGAGUGUGUCCAUUUUCAGAUCUUUGUAUUAAAUUCAGACUAGAUUAUUUUAAAAAGAUACUUCAUAUAUAAAGGCAUUCAUUUAAAAAUAAAAUUACAGUUUUAUUAAUUAAUAUUAAUAUUGAACAGUAACAAUAUUCUUAAAUUCUUUAUUUGGCUUUACUGGUAGUUUUGGGUGGGUCAAUUAGGAGGGUUGAGUUAAACUAAACAUUAUUCUGUUGGACUACAGCAGCAGUUCUUUUUGGCAAAAGGAGUAUAGUUUAAUGCUGCUUAGCACAGGAAGUAAACAAGCUAUUUAUAUCUUCAUUUAUAAUGCUGGGGAUUGGCUCCCUGAUAUAGGGGAUAUGCCAGGAGAGAUCAUGGUACAGAGCUGCAAUCCUAUCCCCACUUGUGAGUAAGCCCAGUUUAAUUCACUUGAACUGACUUUUGAGACAAGCUGAGUUUUCCCAGUUAAACUAAGACAAAACAAACUCAGAUUGCUUCUCUAACUCUAGACAAAGCAGAUCUAAGCGGAAGUCUGCUGACUUGGAGGUUCCUGAUCAGGCUUGGAGGCUUUCCUCAAGGCAAAAGCAAAAGCAAAAGGAAAUUAAAUUGACUCUGGUACUGAGCAUCUACCCUGGGUGGGUUGUGCAUCUGACUUACCAGUAUUUAAAUCAGAUGCUGGGUGGAUGGGAAUCAAUCUCUUAUAAAUCUAAAUGAAACCUGAGCUUGAGUACAUUUUAACAUUUUUGCAUUAAUCUCUCAAGAACUUUAUCAAAGGCAUGAAAGUUUGCUUUUCUGUGUUAAACAAGAUGGUAGCAGCCAAUCACCAUUUGAGUGGGGACUGUGAGGAAAAGGAGCCCUGUGUCUUUCCUGGUGGGAUUCUGUUGGAGGCAGCUGAAGCACAGCAUUGGGCAGGUGCUCUGUUGAGGAAUGACAGGUAAUAGCCCUACACAACACUGAGUUUGUUGACUUGGACAGUUGGUACGAUGAAAUUAAUAAGUGGAUCCCCACCCUUUUCCAGGCUGAAAGUGUACUUAAAUAACCAGUAAAAAUGUGUGUAGACUAGUCUCUCACGGGUUUUUCCAAAGCUUGAUAAUAAUUCUUAAGUGGUAAUGAAAGAGUGAAUUACACUUGGGAACAAAGCUGCCUCAAUAAUGCUUACUGACAACCUGUGCAGGCAGGACAGAAGUUUGACCUUGCUAAAUCUCAUAAUAAUAAUAAUAAUAAUAAUAAUAAUAAUAAUAAAAAUUAUUUAUAUCCCGCCCUCCCCAGCCGAAGCUGGGCUCAGGGCGGCUAACAACAAUCAAAAUAAUCCAAUGUUCUAAAAACAUUUCAUUAUAAAAAUUAAUUAAAAUCAAAUUGAUGGCAACCAUUAAGCAAAAUUCUGUGCAGAUUGCCGGAGGAGGGGGUCAGGCUGCGCCCUGACCAAAGGCCUGGUGGGACAGCUCUGUCUUGCAGGCCCUGCGGAAAGAUGUCAGGUCCCGCAGGGCCCUAGUCUCUUGUGACAGAGCGUUCCACCGGCUGCAGCCGAGAAAGCCCUGGCUCUAGUUGAGGCCAGCCUAAUCUCUCUGUGGCCUGGGAUCUUCAGGAUGUUUUUAUUUGCAGACCGUAGGUUCCUCUGUGGGGCAUACCAGGAGAGGCGGUCCCGUAGGUACGAGGGUCCUAGGCCGUAUAGGGCUUUAAAGGUUAAAACCAGCACCUUAAACCUGAUCCUGUACUCCACCGGGAGCCAGUGCAGCUGGUAUAGUACCGGAUGAAUGUGAUCUCGCAGCGAAGACCCCAUAAGGAGUCUCGCCGCGGCAUUCUGCACUCGCUGGAGUUUCUGGGUCAGUCUCAAGGGCAGCCCCACGUAGAGCGAGUUACAAUAAUCCAGUUUGGAGGUGACCGUCGCGUGGAUCACAGUGGCUAGGUCAGGGCGAGAGAGUUAAGGGGCCAACUGCUUAGCUUGGCGGAGAUGAAAAAAUGCCGCCUUUGUUGUAGCUGUAAUCUGCGCCUCCAUAGAGAGGGAGGUAUUGAAGAUUACACCCAAACUCUUAACGGACGAUGCUGGCACUAAUUGCACCCCCGCAAGAUAUGGGAGUUGCCCCCUCAAUCCCAUAUCGUCCCGUCCUAGCCAGAGGACCUCUGUCUUUGAAGGAUUUAACUUCAACCGGCUCCCACGUAACCAUCCAGCCACAGCUUCCAGACAUCUGGUCAGUGUGCCUGGGGCCGAGUCAGGAUGGCCAUCCAUCAACAGAUAGAGUUGGGUGUCAUCGGCAUACUGAUGGCAACCCAGCCCAAAACUCCGGACAAGCUGGGCGAGGGGGCACAUAAAGAUGUUAAAAGCAUCGGGAGAGAAUCGCACCCUGAGGCACUCCACACACCAAGGAGUGGCGCGAUGACAAUUCCCCCCCAAAGCGCCACCCUCUGUCCCCGACCAGAGAGAAACGAGCGCAGCCAUUGAAGGACUGUGCCCUGGAUCCCCAUGUCGGCAAGGCGUCCAGGAGUUCGUGAUCGACCAUGUCGAAGGCUGCUGACAGGUCUAGAAGAAUCAGCAGCCCCGACCCGCCUCGAUCCAGCUGCCUGCGGAGAUCAUCUGUUAGGGCGACCAGAGCUGUCUCAGUCCCAUGACCAGCGCGGAAGCCGGACUGGAAUGGAUCCAGAGCCAAUGUUUCAUCCAGAAACCUACCAAGCUGUUCAGCAACCGCUCUCUCAAUCACCUUACCCAGGAAUGGAAGAUUCGAAACCGGGGGGUAAUUGGAUAGAUCUAAGGGAUCUAAUGAUCUUUAAGAGUUUUCUUUAAGAGCGGGCGCACCACUGCCUCCUUCAGUUCCCCUGGGAAUAUCCCGGUGCAAAGGGACAAAUUGAUGAUAUCACCCAGGGGGGCCCGUACCUCGUCUGGACACGCUCUCAUCAGCCAAGACGGGCACGGGUCAAGAGGACAGGUGGUGGGCUUUCCAGCUUGGAGGAGUCUGUCCACAUCGGCUGGGGAUAUCCGGUCAAAGUGGUCUAAUACUGGACCCGAGGACAGUCGAGGGGCCUCCAGUUCCUUUAUUGUAUCCAAAUUGGCAGGGAGGUCAUGGCGGAGCAACAGGACCUUCUCUGCAAAAAAGCUCGCAAAUGCCUCACAGCUGUGUGUCAAAUUGUUAUUUAAAUUUGGCUGUCCUUCAAGGGACGUUAAAGACCUAAUUAUACAAAAUAAUUGCGCCGGGCGAGAGCUAGCAGAGGCAAUGGAGGCCGAGAAGUAGGACUUCUUAGCGGCCUUCACUGCCAUCUCGUAGGUUUUCAUAAAAACCCUAUAAGAUGUUCUUGAGGCUCUGUCACGGACACCCCGCCAUACUCGUUCUAGCCGUCUGAGGUCCCGCUUCAUUUUCUGAAGCUCCUCGGUAAACCAGGGAGCCCAGUUUCUGCGGGGUCGCAGAGGGUGCUUAGGUGCGAUCUCAUCGAUGGCUGCUAGGAGCUGGAUAUUCCAGCCCUCAACAAGCUCAGUCAAUGAGUCGCCAGGGGGAGCAAGGUCCCGCAAGGCCUGACGGAAUCUAUCAGGGUCCAUCAGCCUCUGCGGGCGAGCCCAAAUUGGCUCGCCACCUAAGCAGGGUGGGGGUGGAAAAUCAAUCCUGGCUUUCAGAGCGUAGUGAUCAGACCAUGGCACCUUCACUGAAGGAGACAUGAUCACAUCUAUACCGACGCCAAAGAUCAGAUCCAGCGUGUGGCCUGCUUUAUGUGUGGGGCCCGAAACAAACUGGGAGAGCCCUAGUGUCGCCAUGGAAGACACUAGGUCCAGAGCCUGUGAGGAGGGAGUGGCAUCAGCAUGGACGUUGAAGUCCCACAAUACCAAUAGGUUAGGGAACUCCAAGGCCCAGCCGGCCACCGCCUCCAGCAGGCCUGACAGGGUGGCUGCUGGUGCGCUAGGUGGCCGGUACACCAGCCAGACAGCCAAGCUCACCUCGGAGCCCCACACUAGGCCAACACAUUCAAUGCCGGGGAUCGAUGGCGAUGGUAGAGCCCUGAAAGAACAAUCUUCCCGGAUUAAUAAUGCCAUCCCUCCCCCCCGGCCCACAGUCCGCGACUGGUGGAGGACGGAGAAACCCGGGGGCGCCAUCUCUCGUAAGGUAACAGUUUCCCCUUCGUGCACCCAGGUUUCCGUCACACAAGCCAGGUCAACCCCCUGCGAGGUGAAGAAAUCUCGCAGGGUGUCGGUUUUGUUGCCUAUAGACCUGGCAUUGCACAACACCAGUGACGGAGGUGAGUAAUCCUUGCUCACCCUACCCUCGUCCCUCAGGAUGGGGCGCAGAUUGGAAGGGGUACGAGCAUAUCCGUAUCUCGAUCCCCUUCGCCUAUAACAUCUGCCCCCACCGCUAUACCUCCCUCGCCCCACCACGGUAGCAAUCCCAAGCCUCAUACCAACCUCCAUUUACAAAAUAGAAAAACAAAACAAACCAAAAACAAUUAUACCAAACUAAACCAAUCCCCACCCCACUCAAUAUCCAACCCCAAACCAAAAUAAAACGGAACAAAAUAAAAAUACAUCAAUAAAACCACCGUUCAUGCUGGUACAACAAAGUAAAAAGUAAAAACCCCUUUAAAACACUUUAAAAUAUAUAAAAACAUUUAACAUUCAACAUUCAAACAUUCAACUUUCCUAUUAGAUAUAAUUAAUCCCGAUACUCUUCUAAACUGGAGAUUGGGGCCAUUGGAUUAUAGUGGUUCUGUACUUUUUCAGAAGAUGGAGUCCAGAUUUUGUUGUUCCUUUUAUUCCUCCCCAUCAGUAGCUGUCCACAUGAAAUCUCUGGGUGAGAUGAACUUCAGUGUUAUCAGUAAACGUGAUAAUGUUCAAAUCUGUUUUUUCCUAUUUUUCCUUUAUAUUGGCUCCAUAUGCAGUAUGAUGUCUUUAAACUUUGCAUGCAGUUGUUGGUGGGUUGAUGAGUUUGAAACUGUCUGUUUGGGGAUACUGUUAAAUCUCCAACUUGUGGUUGUCACCAUGAGUGCCAUUUAUCAUCUUUAGCUAAUUUUAUCAGCUAUACCUGCUACUGAAAGAUAGAAACCUAUGCCUUGCCAGCUAGAUUUUGGCAACGCAUUCUAUGUGCAACUGCCACUGAAAAUGGCUUGAGAAAUUCAGCUGGUGCAGAAUGUUGUUUGCCUCUUUAGCACAGUCAUAUCAGUUACUCUGAAACAGCUGCACUUGCCUGCCUGUUUGCUUCCAUGCCCAAUUCAGGUUUUUAGUUUUGCCUUUAAAGUCCUAAGUAGCCUGGGUCCUGGUUAUUUCAGGAAAUGAUUACUCCUGUGUGAAGAUCAUCACACUUAAACUCUGCAGGUUAGGGAGUUGUUCAGAUUCUUUCUUUUGUGAAGUCUUGGAUGGGCCUCCAAAUGUGAAGCAAGGCCUAUCACAGCACCAAUAUUGUGGAAUAUCCUCCUGCUUGAAGUAUGUCUUGAGUAUCUCCUGUAACCACAAUCUACUAACUGUUGCUUUAUCCCACUGCUGCUGUUUUUGCUGCUGUAUUCUUUUUGUAAUAAUUUUUUUAAUGAAGUUGUUCCUGCUCUUUUCAUUUAUUUUAACUUUGCUGUGUUGUAUAACACUUUUUUGGGAUGGAAAAUACCCUUAAAAUAAAACUCAUACAAAGGCCUUGUAUUGUUCCCCCCAACACAGCUGAAACAUGCUUUGAAAAAUCUUCCCCCACGCCCUGGAAAGUUGACUUAUUGGAGAUACAUAAAUAUAAUAGUCUCUUCAGCCUUUGUCCAUAUGAUUAAUGCUGCUUUUCGUCUACAGAGACUUCAUAAACAAACUUUGGAGCCAAAAGCUAUCUAAUAGAAAGUAGACAUGUUUAUGGAAUGGUUUAGUUUGGGUGGAACCGGUAUAGAAAUGAUUUGUGGUGGCUAGUAGAGUGCAAUGAGAGUAGGAGAGCCCUUGCCCGUGUAAGAAUGGGCUGUUGCAGCUGGAGCAGGAUUAGGGGAGUUGCUGUAUUUCAUCUCCUUUAUCUGACAAGGGGAGUCAUGGCUCUGAACAGAUGGCCACCAUCUGUGUGCAACUCUGGAAACCCCAGUGCCAGAAAAUUAGUCUGAAUUUGUUUCACUGGAUUUGUGAACAGGUGAAAUGGUUCCUAAUAUCCUAGCAUAUUGUGUAAGUGGCAUCCUUUCACAAGUUUCCAUAAUAGUGACAAGAAGCAAAGCAACAAGUAUGGCCUGGAUGGAAUUUUAAACAAAGGAGAUGGCAGCACACUGGCAUUUAGUCUGAAAGGCCAAACUAUGUUGCAAAAAUGUAGAAGCUGGCGUGGCAGUGGAGGUACCGUACUUUUCGCACCAUAGGACGCACCGGACAAUAGGACGCACCUUGUUUUAGAGGGGGAGAACAAGAAUAAAAAAUUCUCCCCCUCUCUCCCCCUCUCUGCCCAGCGCCCCUUCAGCGAAGCCCUCUCUGCCCAGCGCCCCCUCUCGCUCUCCAGGCUUCAGGUUCCUUUCGACCUGCUCUUUGGGGCUGGUGGGGGGAAGCCCACCACCAGCCCCAAAGAGCAGGUCGGGGAGCAGCGGAAAGCUUCUAUGGCUUCUUUAGCCCCGCACGCGCUCUCCCAGCUGGAGAGGUGGCGCGCGGCUAAAGAGGCUCCUGCCAUAUCCGCGCGUCACCUCUCCAGCCGGGAGAGGGUCGCGGGGCUAUGGCGUCUUCGCUCCAUAGGACGCAGACACAGUUCCCCUUCAUUUUUGAAGGGGAAAAAGUGCGUCCUAUAGAGUGAAAAAUACCGUAUAUUUGAAAAAAGAAAAAAAAGUGUUGGGGUUUAGGGACAAGUUUAGUGGGAGCUAAACAAAAAGAGUUGCAAAUUAAUCUGGGCCAGUAAGCUGUAUAAAAUCCUAUUGCUUAGUACUCUCUAUUAAUGUGACUCUUGGUGAUCACAGAACAAGCCAUCCUCAAGAGGCUGUGGUACAUGAACCAUUUAUUGUCAACAGAAGCAUUUACAGUAAUGUUUCUAGACUGGAUUAAGUCAGCCAGUGUGCAUGGUUUCUCAAGUGUGUUUGUUAAGAAUUUUGUGCAGGCCAGUGAGACAAGGUACAUCUGGUGAGUGAUCCAUUCAAGCUGUCAGUGUAUCACAAAUAACAGCCAUAGAUAUAUGUGGAGAAGGUGACUACUAUAAUUUCUAUGGUCUAGUAACUCUUUUCUGGAUUUAUUUGUUAGGAUUUGCAAAUAAGAACAACUUACAGAGGAACAGUAAGGUAUCCUUUUCUCACUCCCACUGAAGCGAUUCCCCACCCCCCACUUUCUGUAACUUAACCUGAAUGUUGGUGCUGAGUAGCUGGUAGCAAAUGGCAAAUUGUCCAUUUUGUGAGAGGGAGGAUCUUAAUAGUGUAUUCACCUUUCAAUUAAAAAAAGGUUCACGAUAGCUUGCACUUAAAAAACAAAAACGAAAAACAUUCGUUCUUCAAGGAAUUGGCAAAAUAAAACAGAGUAGAAGUGCUGAACUUAGCACCAGGGACAGAGCUGUUUGCCAGCCCUGUUCCUUUCUUUCUCCGUGAACUCAAAAUGGUCCUGUCAAGUUCCACAUUGUGGCUACUUUUGUGUGCUGCCUGUCUUCCUUCCUUUCCAACUAUUAUUGUGUUGCUCAGCAAUUCAUUCAUUUCAGGCCUUAAAGAGCUACUGCUUCCUUUUCAUAUUGUAGCCAGGAAUCUGUGUGUAAAAGAGUAUGCAUACUUUAAAAAAUUAUUUGUCAAGGAAAGCUGAAGUUUGAGACAUGCAUGCACAAAUUAUCAAAACUGGGCAAAUCUGCUUGGCCACUUAAUAUAUAUUUACAGUAAUGCUAUGCAGUGAAUUGGCAAAAGGAGGGCAGGGCUGUAGCCAGUGUGGGGCAGCAUCAGGCUGCACCUAUGUGUGUUGACUGCAGAGGGCAGAGACCAGAUAUGAGAUUGAAUGAGUAAUUUGGAAGAGUUGGGGGGUCUGUUGGAAAGGAGCAUAUGAGGAAACUAGAAAUAUGACUGACUCAUUGCCACAAUUAUUUAAUAAUGCAAGCUUCUAUUUACUUAAUCAUAAAUAGUAAAUAUUUGCAUGAUUAAAACUCAUGAUAACCAUAUAUUGAUAUGAUUCUAUAACAGUUUAUUGUACUGAGUCAGGCUAUUUAUUGAUUCACAUGGUUCAGUAAAAUCUACUUGGGACUGGCAGUGACUUUCCAAGUUGUAAGGCACAUCCAUUUUUCUCUUUUAACUGGAAAUGCCUGGACCUGCUGCAUGUAAAUAAUGUGCUUCACUACUGAACUACCACCACUCUGUGGUAUUGUUGUCACUGUGAGUAUUUUUUUGUCUGAUCAGUUUUUCUUUCAAGUUUAGAAGUCUAACUUUUCUUUCUUUGUCAUUGCUAAAGGGAACUUAAGCUUGUUAGGGUUGUUUUGGAUUUUAAAAAAUAAUGAUGGAACAUAUUCAGUGAACCAGUAAUAAAUACAUUUUCUAGAAAUAAACAAUGUUUGUUUCUUCAUUAACCUAAGUUGAUGUUAAUAGCACAAGUCUCUACCACGGUUAGAAUAAACUCCGAAAAUGACUGGAUCAGCCCUCAGUAGAUGCACAUUAAUAAACUUACAGUUGUAAUACAGUGUGUGUGUGUGUGUGUGUGUGUGUGUGUGUGAAAGAGAGAGAGAGAGAGAGAGAGAGAGAGAGUAGGAGCCUAAAAUUGUAGGGUAGAAAUUAAAUGGAUAUUAAUUGAGAAUCUGCUUGCAAACAGUUGUGAAAAGACUGUUGCCAUUUUGAGGCCGGUGGCAGUGGCCCAUUUGGCAGUGCUUAUGAUUGAAAAAUAGGAUAAUUGCCAAUUCCCUCAGUCUAGGCUGCAUGCUCUUCCUUUGGCAAGGAAUGGGCUGAAAGAUGAAACUUCCAAUCUGUCAUAUUUGUGUGUGUCAGUGACUCAGGGCUACUAUGGCCUGAACUGGAGUUAGUGUCUGAACUCACUUAAUAUAUGUCCCUCAGCUUAGCGCUUAUUACGAGGUCCAUUUUCUUUGUGGCUAAGGCACAGGCAAGGAGCGUUUGAUCUCUCCCUUUGCUAGUUUGAGCAUUAGCAGAGGCUUUGCCAAAGCUCACUUUAUGUACCACAAUUGCUCACUCCCUUCUGGGGGUCCAUAUAGAAGCAAAUGGUUGUGAGCUGCUGAGAUGAACAAGGGGGAAGCUUUCUCAAAAUUGUAGUUACUGUUUGCUCCGGGAAUGAGGGUGUUGAAGAAGCUCAAUGCUUGGUUCAUCUGAGAGUGAGUUGGUGGGCAGUACCCAAGUUGCUAGUUCAGUUCAAAAUAUACCAUAUUUAUGUGAAUCUAAUGCACCAUCGAAUCUAAUGCGCACCUCAGUUUUCAUAACCUUGAAACCAAAAAAGUGCUGUAUUUUUCGCUCUAUAGGACGCACUGGACCGUAGGACGCACCUUGUUUUAGAGGGGGAGAACAAGAAAAAAAUAUUCUCCCCCUCUCUGCCCAGCGCCCCUUCAGCGAAGCGGCAGGAGGCGCUGCGCAGAGAGGGGGAGAAUUCCCCCCCCUUGUUCUCCCCCUCUAAAACAAGGUGCCGUUCAAGGUGUGUUCAGUCGCCUUCAGGCGGCUACCUUGGAAGCCUGGAGAGUGAGAGGGGUCCCGCGUACCGACCCCUCUCGCUCUCCAGGCUUCAGGCUCCUUUCGAUCUGCUCUUUGGGGCUGGCGGAGGGAAGCCCUCCACCAGCCCCAAAGAGCAGCUCGGGGAGCAGUGGAAAGGCACGAAGCCUUCCUGCUGCUCAGCGAGCUUCUCGAGGCUGCUGGGGAAGCCCGGGGCUAUGGCUUCUUUAGCCCCGCGCACCCUCUCCCGGCUGGAGAGGUGGCACGCGGCUAAAGAGGCUGCUGCCAUAGCCGCGCGCCACCUCUCCAGCCAGGAGAGGGUGCGCGGGGCUUUGGCAGAAGCCAAAAAGUGCUCCGAAGGUUUGCAGAUAGCUGCAUGAAGUUGACACUGCGUUCCCCAGGCUUCAGGCUGCAGGCUGCUAUCCGCAAGCCUUCAAAGCCCGGCGGGAACUCCCGCCGGGCUCCGAAGGCUUGUGGAUAACUUCCUGAAGCCUGGAGAGCGAGAGGGGUCGGUGCACGGGAGGGGUCUUCUAGAGCGAAAAAUACGGUAUUUGCUAUGUCAGUGGUGUUUUUCUAGUUUGCAAUCAAAUCUAAUAUGCACCCUAAUUUUCAAGAUGUACUGCAUUUUUCUGUGUAUAAUACGCCCCCAAGUAUUUGAUGACCCCAAUUUUUUAAAACCAAAAUUAAGAAAUUAAGUUGUUUAGCUUUUUUGGGGGGUGGGGGACGUCACUUCUGCCAGUCACUCACCCGCCUGCCUGCCACUGCCAAUCGCUUGCCACAGCCACUGCUGAUUGCACACCUCACUACAGCUGCCAAUUGUCUGCCCGCUCGCCGCCACCAACAGCCCACUUGCUGCAGCUGCCAAUUCCCUGCCUGCCUCGCCACAGCCACCAGUCACCUGCCCAAUCUCUGCUGCCAAUCUCCUGCUUCCUGCUGCCAUUAAUCGCACGCCCCCCCCCCCCGCAUUCACUAUCCGUGUAUAAGACGACAUCCAAUUUUUGCCUGUUUUUUUUUUUUUUAGCAAGAAGCAUCAUCUUAUACACGGAAAAAUAUGGUAAUUUGUGCAAAAAAGGUGCACAUUACAUUCAAGUAAAUAUGGUACUGUUUGUUUAAAGUUGACAGACUAGAGUCUUGACAGACUAAAGUUGACAGACUUCUGUGUCCAGAAGGCAUAUUGGGUGAUAUUAAAAAUGGAGGUUUUCUCAUCAAGUUGUGAAUUCGACCUGGUCUAGAUGGGGGGAGAGGUUAAUAUCUGUGAGUGGUUGUCCUGAUUGUCUCGCUGAAUCAUGGGGCCAUAAGGCUACUUUAAACAAAAGUAUUGUGAAUUUUGAGCAGACUCUUGGAGAGGAUUACCUAUAUCAAGAACCAGUUUUUCUGAGAACAAAUUUCUGGUGCUUAUUGAAUUGGAGAACUGACAUUCCUUUUCUUUGACUUUAAAUUGCCCUCUCGAAUGUUUGGGAAACCUACCAGGAAAAUCUGUUCAGAGAAGUGAUAUGGAGCUGUGACUAAGAGCUUGUUGUUCUUCACUCCAUGUAUACAUUUACAGUUUCAUUUGUAACUGCACUGGUAUUGCAAAAUCCCUUACAUCAGUUUUGUGGCAAAAUAAAUUUGGCAGCAGUGUCUUUGUCUUAUUCACAAGCAAGAGAGCCCCCUACCAAGGUUGGUUUUUUCACCUGUUUGGCUAAUGAUUUAUAUACCUACUAGUGAAGAUUUAUAUACCUACUAGUGAAGAUGCAGCCAACUUUAUGAAUGUGAUUGUCCUUAAACUUCAUCAAAAUGAGAACAUACAUCUAUCUCUGUGAUUUGGGGAAAGAAUGAGAAAGUUGAUAGGUCCAGCAAAGCAAGGCCAAAGCAGUCAUGAUAAAUUGCAGUUAUUUGGUUCUUGAAAGACUAACAAAAUGAUGCUUAGCUUCAAUUCAGCACUCACAGUAGUUGUUUGGGCAAAAGGAUUUCAAUGAAAAUAGAUGUGUAGUUGUUUCGAAAUUUCUUUUUAAUGGGCAGAUUCCUAGCACAGUAAUUUGUGCUCUAGAUGAAACAGUUUUCUUUCUAGUGUUGUGUAAUCAUGUUUAGGUGGCAUACUCAGUGAGCAUCUACUUAUGAAGCCCUGUCACAUUUGACGAGCAUUGGUUAAUAGUAUGGUGAUAUAUAUGGUUGGGAGGCAAAAGCUGAGAGGUCUUGAUAGUGCAGAGCAGAUGCAACAGUCCCAUGGAAGGAAGGUUUCUAUUGCUCUCAGCAGUGCAGACUGAGGAGAAAAAUACUCAUGGCAGCCAGCAGAACACAAGACGGGAAUAAGAGGGUAGGCAGCUGCAGUUCUGAGAGAAAUUUAGGGAUGAUGUUUUGUUUCAUUUUAUAUUUUUAUCUCACUACAGAUGAAUUUUGCCUUCCAAAGUAGGCUCACAUCAAUCAAACAAUGAGACACAGAUCCUGCACUCAGACCUACAGGCCAAACACUAUGGAAAGGGGGAGAACAAUCAGUUUAACAACCCAGAAUAAACAAACAUUUAUAUCCAGCUGAUGAAGCCAUUCUUCCCUUGCUGGUGGUUUUGGUGUGGUAGAAGUGGUGAAACUGAUGGCAGGGGCCAAAGAGUUAUCCCUUCCCUUUGUUGCAUUCUCAGGGCAACUGUGAUUAUGUAGAUGAGUGUCUAUCAAGAUUAUAUGAUGGGAAUGUACAUGCUUUUGUUCUUUACUACAGCUCAUGAAAGUUUUUAUGGUUUGGAAGGCAUCCAGGCAUAGGCAUAGUCCCAGGUGUUUGGGACUACAAUUCCCAUCAUCCCUGACCACUGGUCCUGUUAGCUAGGGAUGAUGGGAAUUGUAGUCCCAAACAUCUAGAGGGCCGGAGUUGAUUUCUUAAGAGAGAAAAACCAUUUCUUAAGAGCAGAGAAGAGCUUAUUAGGGACUAAACAUUCUCACUGACAUGCUUGCUUGUACAUGCUCAAAAGUUGUCUAUGCAACUAAAAAGGCUAGAUGGCUCUUUUGAAAAGAAAACUAGGAUUCUUGAUCACAUUCACAUUGGUGAAAGUAAAAAAAGAUAAAGCUAUAGCGGGAGAGAAGAAAGAAAGAGGGUAGCUUUCUCAUAUAUUUUAAAAGGACAUUGGAAAGACAAAUGAACCAUCAGUUGGUGCGAAAAUAAGCAAUGCAUUUAAUCUAUGGAGGUGGGAACCUUUUUACUAUUGAAUUUUCUCUGACUGAGUAUGUUGGGGUGACUGAGAGCUUUCAUUCCCCAUAGUCAAUUAGUAUUCAAGGCCUGCAUUGUACAUAUAUAAAUAAUGUUAGUACUAAUCACAUUCGCUUCCCAUUUCUCUCCAAAGAGCUCCAGGUGGAAUGCAUUAAGUGAUACAUUUUUUUCUCUGACAAACCCUGUGUAGUAGAAUCAUAGAAUCAUCACAUCAUAGAAUUGUAGAGGUGGAAGGUACCCUAAGGGUCAUCUAGUCCAACCCCCUGCAAUGUAGGAAUCUCAACUACAGUAUCCAUGACAGAUGGCCAUCCAACCCAUGCUUAAAAGCCUCCAAGAAAUGAGAAAUGAGAGUUCACAACCUCCCGAGGGAGACCAUUCCACUGUUGAACAGCUCUUACUGUCAGAAAAUUUCUCCUGAUGUUUAGUUGGAAUCUCCUUUCUUGUUACUUGAAGCCAUUAGUUUUGAUUUCUACCCUCCAGAGCAGGAGAAAACAAGCUUAUUCCUUCCUCCAUGUAACAGCCCUUGAGAUAUUUGAAGAUGGCUAUCAUAUCUCCUCAGCCUUCUCUUUUCCAGGCUAAACUUACCCAGCUCCCUCAAGUGCUCCUCGUAAGUCUUGGUUUCCAGACCUUGAUUGUCUUGGUCACCCUCCUCUGCAUAUGUUCCAGCUUGUCAACACCCUCUUAAAUUGUGUUGCCCAGAAUUGGACACGGUAUUCCAGGUGUGGUCUGACCAAGGCAGAAUAGAGUGGUACAGUGGUACCUCGGGUAACAGAGGUUUCAGGUUACAGAGGCUUGAGGUUACAGACUCCGCUAGCCCAGAAAUAGUACCUCGGGUUAAGAAAUUUGCUUCAGGAUGAGAAUAGAAAUUGUGCUACGGCGGCAGCAGGAGGCCUCAUUAGCUAAAGUGGUACCUCAGGUUAUGAACAGUUUCAGGUUAAGAACGGAACUCCAGAACGAAUUACCGUAUUUUUCGCUCUAUAAGACGCACCAGACCACAAGACGCACCUAGUUUUUGGAGGAGGAAAACAAGAAAAAAAAUAUUCUGAAUCUCAGAAGCCAGAACAGCAAGAGGGAUUGCUGCGCAGUGAAAGCAGCAAUCCCUAUUGCUGUUCUGGCUUCUGGGAUAGCUGCACAGCCUGCAUUCGCUCCAUAAGACGCACACACAUUUCCCCUUACUUUUUAGGAAGGGAAAAGUGAGUCUUAUAGAGCAAAAAAUACGGUAACUGUGGAACUGCUAUUACCUUUUCCACAUGAAAAAUAAAAACACAAGAAGAGCCUUGCUGGAUCAGGCCAUCUAGUCUAGCAUCCUGUUCUCAUAGUGGCCAAGUGAAUGUGUGUCAGAGGCACACAAAUGGGACAUGAGUAGACACUCUCUUACUCAAGAGGCCUACUUUCUCUGAUACUAAAAAUCAUAUAUAAUUGUCACCACUAGUAGCCAUUGAUAGCCUUACCUUCAUGAAUUUGUCUAAUCCCUUUUAAAAGCUGUCCAAGUCAGUAACCAUCGCCAUGCCUUGUGCCUACAGAUUCCCAUAGUUGUGAAGAAGUACUUCCUUUUGUAUGUCCUGAAUCUUCCAAUAUUCACCUUCUUUUGAUGACCCCACAGGCUUCUAGUAUUAUGAGAGAGGAGGAAGAGCUUUUCUCUGUCCACUUUCUCCACCGUGUGAGAAUCUUAUACAUUUCUGUAAUUUAUCCCUUUUCACUUCUCUUUUCUCUAAACUAAAAAAGCUCCAAAUGUUGUAAAUCUGCCUCAUGACGAGGUUGUUCCAGCCUCUUUAUUAUUUUGGAUAUCCUCUUCUGCACUUUUUUGAGUUCUACAGUAUCUUCUUUGGGGAUCAUUGAUCAGAACUGUGGACCAUAGAGUUAUAUAACAGCAUUAAGAUUUGGGUGGUUUUAUUCUCACUCCUUCUCCUAAUGAUCCCUAAAAUGGAAUUUGCCGUUUUCUCAGCUGCUGCACACUGGGUUGAUACCUUCACUACAACUCCAGGAUCUCAUUCUUGGCCAGCCAUCACCAAUUCAGAACCCAUUGCUGUGUAUGUUAGGAUUUUUUGUCCCCAUGUGCAUAACUUUGCACUUCCUGACAUUUAACUGCAUUUGCUUUUUUAGCUCCCAUUCAUCCAGUUUGGAGAGCUCCUUUGGGAGUUCUUGUUUCUAGAACCCUGAUCAAUUUGUUGCCACCUCCAGGUUUGACUUUCUCACUUUCCAGCCCAACUCCAGCUUGUCCCAAUACAGAUCCAUGGUUGACCCCCACUUACUAUAUAUUUCUCCAAUGUGGGAGCUGCUCACUUUUUCCUACUCUCAAGUUCCUGUUUGUUGGUUUGUUUUGUCACUAAGGCCUAGGACUUUAUGCUUUUUCUCCACUCUUUGCCCUGGUUUCUCCGACUAGCUCAGGCACAGGGCUCUGCCUGUCUGCCGUGAUUACUGUUGAAAGGAUUCGUUCAUUUCCCCGUUAGUCUCCUUUUCCUCCCUUAGCACAUAUUUGACCAAAUGUCAUCUAAAUGUCCAAUAUCAUCCCUAAGCAUUUUUCUUGCUUCUAAUUUGUUAAAUAAUGUUUUAUUACCAGGCAUAAUGUUUUUAGUGAUGAAUUCCUUGAAAUUCUUUUUUGUAUUUUUUGUUGUCAGCUUUCCUUUAUUUUGCCAAUGUUUUGUUGCUUUUUGUUGUCAUCUCAUCUAUUUUGUGAAAAACACAUUCUUGCCUCUAUGUUACUGACUUUGCUUGUUAGCCACACAUCCUGUAGACCUUUGUGGCACCUUUCCUGAUCUGUGGUAUAUAUUAUAUAAUUUAACAUUCAUUAUGCUUUUGAAUAACCUCAUGGCAGUCUGGAGAAAUUUAACUUUGCCUUUCUAUUUCCUUUCUGCCAAUGCCCUCAGUUUUCUCCUUUGAAGUUCUGUGUGACUGUUUGACUUCCUUGGCAGUUGCCCACUUGCCUAUAAGUUGAAUUUGAUAGCAUUGUAGUCACUGUUUUCCAGUCUGUACCACAACACUUACAUCAGGUCCUGAGUACCACUCAAAAUGGUCUCCGUGACCAAUACAGGCCCAGCAUCUGCAGUCUGCUCUCAUUGCAAUCACUUGGAACUGGCUUCCUUUGUAUAUAUAUCUUCACUGCAGUGCUCUGUGAAUUUUUGAGGUAGGGACAGGGACUAGGAGUGGUCUUCAAUUAAGUUUUACUCAGAGCAGACCCAUUAAAAUAAAUGACCAUGAUUAAAUUAGACCCAUUAGUUUCUCUCUGAAUAAAGCGUAGUUGUCUAACACCCUAGGACAGUGUUUGAAAUUAGCCAGGUGCCAGUUGCAUUUUGCACCUGGCUAUCGACCACUUGCAACCAAGUGAAGAUGCCUAGGCACCAGGAUGGCACCUGACAUCACCACCAUUUGGAGGUGCAUUUCUGAUCAUCCUUGGGUCUUGACUCUUUCCACUCACUCAUACCACACCCUGUAGAAUUCUAUCAGUUAUAUUUUAUCUGCAUAAUCAGAAUGAAUUUCUGGAACCAAUAUGCUUUUUCUGUGUGCAGCCUGAGCAGUAGCAGUAAACAACAUUAUAGUUACUAGUUAUAGUUAUUAGUUGUAGCUUGUCUUCACUUACCCCACCCCACUGUCCUUCUCAUAGUGGUGAAGAAUAUUCUUACGUUAUUAUGUCACCAUUAAGAAAGAGAGAUUGGAAUAGGCCAAUGUACUGUGUAGGUGGGCAUGUUCCUGAAUCAAGUGACUUUUAAGUUCUCAAAGUUAACCUGACUCAAGGUAGUCGUCUGAGUUAGCCAGAUGUUUAACUGAGAAUCAAUCACAGUCAAUCCAUCAUUUGAAAAACAAGACUUCUGAGCUAUUUUACCCCAAAAUGGCAACUAAACAUUCUGUUUUGGUGACUGUAACCUUGGUUUAAGGAGCCAUUUGGCUCCUUGCUUAUAUAUCUGAUUUUCUAACACUGCCCUAGGAAACGAAUUGCUUAUGUCUCAAUACUUUUGACCUGAGUUAGCUAUCUCUGCUUUAAUGUCUUCAUUCAGUAUAUGUUUUGCAAAUAUGAUAUAAUUAAUGAAAAUCUCUAUUAUUCGUCUCCUUCCCCCACAGCCAGUUGCUGAACCAAUCCCAAUCUGCAGCUUCUGCCUUGGCACAAAAGAACAAAACCGAGAAAAGAAACCUGAAGAGCUCAUUUCUUGUGCUGAUUGCGGCAAUAGUGGUAGGUGGCUGCCUGCAUUUUGGGCAAUGAGAUCUAUUGAAUUGGUGACCUGCAAAUGCAUUCAUUGUGCACAUUUAACAAGCUAACUUAAAAAAAUAACACCUUUUUAACCCAGCUGGAGAAUUGCUUCAAAACUCCAAGAAGUUGCUUGGAAAGAAGGUUCAUUGUAGGCUGGGAAGACUCUUUGUCACACAGAUACCACCAACAGCUCUAUUAAAAAAUGCAAUGUGCAGGGAAUACAAUUUGUAAAAAUGCCCCCUGCAGAUGUGCCCUUUAGCCUAAUGCAGCUUUGUUUUUAGCUGCUUGCCUGGUGAGCGUAGGUGGAAUUUCACUCAGACAACUGAGUGAGCUGCUAGAAGACAAACAGAAUGCUCAGGCUGUCCUCUGGCAACCCACCACAUUUAUAUAUUGUGCAUGAAAGUUGGUGCUUUGCCUCCUCUCUACCCAUUGCAGAAACGAAGUGGGCUUCUGCAUGGAGUGCUCUUCACAUCUCCUGACAUCUCCUCCCACAUGGUUCCCAUGCUGGUCAAGGAGAAAUGGAAGCCCCCCUUCCCAUCCAGCAUAGAAACUAUGUGGCUUACUAGCAUAGGCAUAGAGCAUUUCAGGCAUCCUCUGGCAGUGCACUGGAUGCAUAGGAGGUAAAGCUCCCUGCCUACCAUAGAAACCAAGAGGUUGGAAAUGGAGUCAAGAAGGGCUCUACCCUUUCACCAUUAGCCCACCAUGUUAAUGUGUUAGACCAGAGCUUUUCAAACUGUGUGUCGCAGCAUAUGUCUGUCGGCUGCAGUGUGUAGGUAUGUUGCGUGAACACUGGAAAGGGGUUAGUUUAACCUCCGGUUUGCUAGUAAAACUGAAUUACUGUGUCAUGAAAUGAUGCAUGUCAAAAAAGUGUGUCACCAACAUUAAAAGUUUGGAAAGCUCUGUGCUAGACUCACAGCCAAUGAAUCUUUUUUGCAUUUAACAGAAACAUGGUGAGCUGAUGACAGUCUGUGUCUCUGUUAUUGAACCAGGUUUCUUUAAUUGUAUGCUGGAUACACAGGAAGGAGCUUUUCCUUUUGUAUGUCCAGCACUGAAGUGCAGGAGACUCACUAAGAAAGCAGGAACCUAUCUGUGCCUUGGCUGCCACCUACUAUGUUGGAUGAACUGGACAGGGUUCUGCCUCCAGCGUGUCCAGCAUAGAAACCCAGUAAGCUCCACCUUUGAAUAUAAAGGUGUGUUGGCAGGCUGGGGGGACAGGACUAAUCUACAAAGCUCACCUCAUGAACGGCUUCUUUGGCAUUAUUUGGGCACAUCAUAAUUUCUGCAAGUACUUAAGUACAUAUUGGAAUCAUCUUCAGUUAGAACUAUUCAUGCAAUUCCUCAAGGGUUUUGUUUCCUCUUUCCUCUGAAUAUUGAGUGUUUGGGCAAGAAACCAACUUCCCUUCCAAAAACACAUAUUGUGGGUUCAUCCCAGAGUGCCAAGCACACACGGAACUGCUCUGGCAGAACUGGAGUCUUUUUAAGAUGUCAAAUGUUAACUGCAAUAGAACCUGUACCUUCUGCUCUUCCUGAGCACAGGCUGUUCCUACUUAGUUUAACUGAAAUUGUUUUCACCUUGGUGUAGGUCAUCCAUCCUGCCUGAAGUUCUCCCCAGAGUUAACAGUUCGUGUGAAGGCCUUACGAUGGCAGUGCAUUGAGUGCAAAACAUGCAGUUCCUGUCGAGAUCAGGGCAAGAAUGCUGUGAGUACCUGGACAUUCACCUUCUGGAUCAUGUUCAUAUUCUAACUAAUUGCAUGAGAUUCUGCAGUUGGCGGUGAGAUUUGACCUUGCCAUAGACAUGUGCACAGUGCAAACGUCCAGGCUGAACUACUACAGCAUGCUGUGCUGGAAAAGUAUGUUCAAGUUUUAAUUGCUACAAAUUGUGGUGGUUCUGCAGAGAGCAUUUGUCGUAUCGGUUGUGUUGGUUCCCUAUUUGCUUCUGAGCCCAGUUCUGGCCGUCAACCUUCAAAGCCCUGAACAGCCUGAGAUCUUAGGGGGGUCUGCCUUCUCCCCAAAGAGUCUGCUGGUGCUGCUCUGUCUCUCUCCACUUUCUGAGGUUAGGUGGGUUAGUAUGCAUGGCAGGACCUUUAUGGCCAUGGCACCUAGGCUAUGUUCUUGCAUUUUACUAACAGGUUAAAACUUCCUAUUCCAGAAGUGUUUAGUGGAGAGGUCUUGGUUAUUCUUCCUACUUAAGAUUUGAGUUUAUUUGUUUCUACUGCAAUUUUCUCUGCAAGCUAUUGUUUUUAAAAAUAAUAUAUAUUGGUUGCAUUUGUGCUCAUUUAUGCUAAUUCAGAUGAUUUUUAAGCAGAAAAGUAGGGUACAAAUAUUUUAAAGGACUAUAGGAAGAAAAGUUUUGUAAAUAGAAUAAACAAAAUAUUCUUUCUGCCUCAUUAAUUCAGUGUUUAUUCCUUUGAUUGCAUAACAGUUAUAGGCAAAUAUUUAUCUAGAAAAUAUUUAACCAACCUUUCAAUAAAAUAUUACCAGAGCAGGAAAUUAUAGUAUUCUAUUAAUAGAAACAAAUAAAGCAGUGAAAACCGUUUGAAACAGCACUUGCAAGUAGUAACUGCUACUCUAACUGGCUGACAAUUAGCUACCGUGCUGUGUUCAAGGGGCCGGUAUUGGUGUACAAAGCCUUAUACCAGUGGUGUCCAAACUUUUUUCAAAGUAGGGCAGAUUUGAUGAAAUGAAGGGCCGUGGGGGCCAACCAAAGGGCCGACCAAGGUUGUUGACCUUUUUUUGGGAUUGAAGUUGUUGAGCUGCUUUUAGGUUUUCAGUUGUUGAGGGUUUUUUUACGAUUUUACCCCAAGAAAUAAACUGCCACAGGGGCUGGAUUAAACCGACUGGCGGGCCAGAUUAGGGCUCCCCCAAUGGACUUUGGACAUGCCUGCCCUAUACAGUUUGAGACCAGGAUUGCCUCUUUGCCUACAUACCCAUACAUGUGAGCCAGAGUCGAAGCUUCGUUAGACUGCUCUGCUGAGGCAUGGGCAGCCGCUUGCCCCUCAACAGAGCAGUUUAAACAAGCCGCCUGCCCACACGGUCCCUCUGCAGUGUGAGGGCCACAGCGUAAUUGCAGCUUCUGAUUAUAUAUUUCUUGCAGUUUCCCUUCCUCAUCCUUGCACAGGCAGGAAGAUACCAGUCUGCCCCUGGAAUACCCCCUCUCAGCCUAGAAUCAUAGUGGUUAUAUUUGAUGACAACAGAAAAGAGUGUUCUUGGUCUAAGUGCUUGAAUUGCAGUAACUUGAAAUUUCUGUGCUUCGCAGGAUAAUAUGCUAUUUUGUGACUCAUGUGAUCGUGGCUUUCACAUGGAAUGUUGUGACCCCCCUCUGACCAGGAUGCCAAAAGGUAAGAAAGGGUUAAAAGAUGCUGCAGGGGGAGAAACUCACACAAACAACCCUUUUAGCCUUCAAAUUAUAGAUGUCUUUAACAGGCAGAACAGAAUAGUAGCAUAGGCUUGAUUAAGAGUUCUGAAUAACUUUACAGAUAGUGUUGUAGUGAAUAAGAGUGUGAGCUGCGAGACAUGAAGAAGACCAUGGCUUGAAUCUGGCCUUUUCCAUGAGCUUACUAGGUUUCCUUAGGGAAACCACAAGUCUGUCAUUUUUUUUUAAUAAGAUAUUUAUUCAGCUUUUUUAAAGUAUUACAAUAAAAAUGAAAAAAAUAACAAAAAUACAAAAUAAAAAUAAUUAAAAACACACAGAUUUUCCAUUACUUGUUUUCCUUUAGCUUGUUUCCCUGACCUCCUCAUACCUCCCUUUUUUGUAUUCCAGUUCAAUUUGUUGGUUCAGCAAAUCCUUACCCUCUUUAUUUAUCCUAAUCUUUAGUCUUAAAAUAGUAACGUUAAAUUUUUACCUAUUAACAACCCAUUUUUCAUAAUCCCUUAAAGCAUUACAGCUGGAAACCACUUAAUUUCUAUCCAACAUCAUUCUAACAUUCAUUAAUUUUACAAUAAUUCUGUAGAUAGUCUUUGAAUUUCUUCCAAUCUUCUUCCACCGACUCUUCUCCCUGGUCUCGGAUUCUGCCAGUCAUUUCUGCCAGUUCCAUAUAGUCCAUCAGCUUCAUCUGCCAUUCUUCCAGAGUGGGUAGAUCUUGUGUCUUCCAAUACUUUGCAAUGAGUAUUCUUGCUGCUGUUGUGGCAUACAUAAAAAAGGUUCUAUCCUUCUUUGGCACCAAUUGGCCGACUAUGCCCAGGAGAAAGGCCUCUGGUUUCUUCAAGAAGGUAUAUUUAAAUACCUUUUUCAGUUCAUUAUAUAUCAUUUCCUAGAAAGCCUUAAUCCUUGGGCACGUCCACCAAAGGUGAAAGUAUGUACUUUCAGUUUCUUUACAUUUCCAAGAUUUGUUAUUGGGCAAGUGAUAAAUUUUUGCAAGCUUGACUGGGGUCAUGUACCACCUGUAUAUCAUUUUCAUAAUAUUCUCUCUUAAAGCAUUACAUGCCGUAAACUUCAUACCUGUGGUCCACAACUGUUCCCAGUCAGCAAACAUAAUGUUAUGUCCAAAAUCUUGUGCCCAUUUAAUCAUAGCAGAUUUCACCGUUUCAUCCUGAGUAUUCCAUGGGAAACCACAAGUCUGUCAGCCUCAGCUCCUCCUCCUCACCCCCACCCCUCAAAAAUCUGCAGUACAGGGUCAUAAUACUACUACCAUAUGUUAAAAGUUGGCGUAGGGAACUCUCUGAUUCUGUGUCUGCAGAGAAUGUAUUUGAAUGUUUGAACACUCAAGCAGUACUAUAUACAGUUCCAGGGAGAGCAUUGCUGUUGUGUUCCUGUCCUGCUCAUGGGCUUCCCAUGAGCAUCUGGUUGGGCACUGUGAGAACAGGAGGCUGGACUAGAUGGGCCACUUGCGUGCCCAGCAGGGCUAUUCUUAGGUUAUAUAAAUAAUACGGUAUUGUUCUCUGGGUCUAACAGAUGUUGACAUACAUUAUGCUGAGUCUGUUCACUUUACAGGCAUGUGGAUAUGUCAGAUAUGUCGGCCACGUAAAAAAGGAAGAAAACUUCUACACAAGAAGGCAGCACAGAUAAAGCGGCGUUAUGCCAACCCAAUAGGACGUCCCAAAAACCGAUUAAAGAACCAAAAUGCAACGUAAGUUUUUCCAAAACUUGGUGGCAGUGGGUACAGUGUGAAUAUGGAUACCUGUGCAGUUCUGUUGUUAGAGAUGUUCCAUCUUCUUUGUUGGGUUAAAUAUUUUGGUACGUGUUCUGGAAAGAUUAUGAGUACUUCUGUCCAAAUUUUUAAUGCUUUUUGUUUUUGAAUGCGACACAAGGCAUAUCUUUUACUUUGUGGGAUUCAUUAAUUUCCCAGCUACCAAAAACUCAGCAUUUGUUUUGGUUUUCACAUUUUUUUUAUUUGUAGAAGAAGUCUGUUUACACCUUUCAGUGUAGGCAGUUAGUCCUCAGUAAAAAAAACUUCCGGUGCUGAUUUCAAGCAGCCCAAGCUUCUACUUAGGAGGUAGAUCUCUAUGCUAGAUAACAACAAUGGCCAUUCUUAGCUUGCAUUCCCACUGAAUCUAAAGUAAGCGAUGAGCUUCCCUCCUUCAAUAAAAUAAGUUUGAGCAUCCACUUUGCUCUGUUAGCUUGAGGCAAUAUAUAACUAUGUUUCUUGCACUACAAACCCUUCUAGCCUCUCAAGUUAGACUGGCAGAAUGUUCUGCUGCCAUUAGUGGAGUACUCUGUCUCACUUGCUUUUCAAGAUUUUUCCACACCCAUGAAAUCUGGAGGGUGCUUGGAUUGUUGCUUUACAGAACACAGGACAUGAUCCAUGUCACUGCUGCUUUUGAAUAUUUAGAUGGCUUCCAAUUUUGCUCUAGAGUUCCAUGUCAGAAAGGUGUGGGAGGGAAACUAUCUGAAGGGUCAAACAAGCCUUGCCAUUAGGAUCAUUAUACACUGCUCUUAAACACUUGAGUUCUCGUGGCGUCUUUUUGGUAGGGGGGGCGGGAUUAAGUACAUAACUCCUAUACACUUAAUUUUUAUUCAGAAUACCAGAUUCCUGAGAAAUUUGGGAAGGCUCCAGUUCUGUGUACAGUUAACCAUACAGUGAGCUUCAUUGAACAGAGUUGGGUUUGCUUCUGGGUUUGCUUCCAUUAAAUUGCACUGCAGGUAUCUUUAUUGCCCAAGGAAGAAUUUGAAAUUAUCAGCUGGCCAAUACCCUGCAUAGCUUCUCUUUCUGUAAGUCUCUAUUACCCACUUUACUAUUUGUUUAGAUCAAAAGCCCCCUUCAGCAAAGUUCAGACGGGACCUGGUCGAGGUCGUAAGCGCAAGACUCCCCUAUCCAGCCAGUCAACUUGUUCGUCAGAAGAGGGCUAUUUGGAGCAAAUCGACGGCCUGGAAUUCUGCAGAGAUGCAAGCACCACCUUGAAAUUCAACAAGAAAACCAAAGGGCUCAUUGAUGGCCUUACCAAAUUCUUCACCCCAUCCCCUGAUGGGCGUAAAGCUCGAGGAGAAGUGGUGGAUUACUCUCAGCAGUAUAGGAUCAGGAGAAAAGACAAUAGGAAAUCAAGCACUUCUGACUGGCCUACAGGUAGCUAAUUGUAGAGGGUAUUAUCUCGUCUUACUUUCUGGACUUCUAAUUUUCAAUUUGAGAACAGAUUCUGAAGAAACUUCAACACUUUGUUUUUUUUUUACAUUAUCAUAAAUGUUGGGGCACAAUACAUUCUGUUGAAGGUACUUGGGUGGAAGCAGUAGAAUAUAUAUAUAUAUAUAUGUAUAUAACCACGUACAAUUAAAGGGUCAUCUUCAAAUACACCACAGAACCUUGGCAAAGUGUAUAUGCUAAAAUCAUCAUAAUAUAUCUUUUCAUUUGUGGACAGCAGUCCAAGCAGUGGAGGUUAGUGUGUAUUAUUUUGUGUUUGUUAAGAUUGUAAGAAUAUUUAUUUAUUUUAUUAGACUUACAUUGCACCUUUCCUCCAAGGAGCUCAAGGUGGCAUAUAUAGUUCUCCUCCCCAUUUUCCUGGCACAACAGCCAUGUGAGGUUGGUUUAGACUGAGAGCACAUUUCCACAGUCCAGGGGACUAUGCCUUCUCCCAAAGCCAAGAAGUAUUGAUGGGUGAGAGUGGAAUCGUUAUACCACUGGAAGAACUGAAGCUGCCAGGUGGUGGGGUGGAAGGGUCUAUGUUGGUAUGUCACAGUUUAGUCUAAAGGGGUAGCCUGCCAUGAACUUCAAAACUUCUUAGUGCAAUAAGUGCAAUAACCCCUUUUAGAUAGUUAUUUAUCCUGUGACCACCUUACAUAUUCAGGUGCUUAAUUUCAGGAAAUUCCAUUUGUCGUUGUGUGUUCAUUUUCAGACAAUCAGGAUGGCUGGGAUGGAAAACAGGAAAAUGAAGAAUGGCUUCUUGGAGGUCCAGAUGUCAUGACUGAGAAAGAUAUGGAGUUGUUCAGAGAUAUUCAGGAGCAAGCACUGCAGGUAAAAUUGAAUGAAGCUUGCAUGCUAAGCUAUGGUUAGUAGACUCCUACAGAGGUGCGGGUGGUGCUGUGGUCUAAACCACUGAGCCUGGGGCUUGUCGAUCGGAAGGUCGGCAGUUCGAAUCUCCACAACAGGGUGAGCUCCUUUUGCUUUGUCCCAGUUCCUGCCCACCUAGCAGUUCGAAAGCACGUCAAAGUGCAAGUAGAUAAUAGGUAAUGUUCCGGCAGGAGGGUAAACAGCGUUUCCGUGUGCUGCUCUGGUUUUGGUGUUCCGUUGCGCCAGAAGCGGCUUAGUCAUGCUGGCCACAUGACCGGAAAAACUGUCUGUGGACAAAUGCUGCCAGCUCCCUCGGCCAGUAAAGCCAGAUGAGUGCCACAACCCCAGAGUCGUUUGUGACUGGACUUAACUGUCAGGGUUCCUUUACCUUUUUACAGGGGUAUAUUAGUCAUAAGAUGCAUAGUACUGAGAAGAUUGAGACAGGUAGUUUACUGAGGAUUUUCUGGGAACCAGCCAGUUGAUAAGAAGUGAUGAGGUGUGAUGCUGGUGAGAGAUCAGCAGGCAGCUCUGAGGCAAACUUAAAAUAUUAUAGCCCAGAAACAUGGGGCUGAUGAGUGGAGAUUGAGGAUUGUCCAAGAUUGUAAGACUUGCAUGCCAAAGCUAUACAAUAGCUUUGCUUGCUUCAAAACUGAAUCAGAACAAGUCUGUACCUUCCCGUUUCCAUUUCUAUUGGACAUUUCUUCCUCCCUGUUUUAGUGCACAUUGAAUUCUGCAAGGUCUUGCCUGGCAUUUUUGAGGGGAGUUUGCUUGUUUUUCAGUGUUCUGUAUAAAGGACAUUGGCUUAAUGCAGAGUCAUGGUAGAUUGUUCAAUAUUCCAUGUUUGUGCACAUCUGUCUAAGCAUGGCCCUUCAGCUCCUUCAUGGCUGUAUUGGUACAGAUACAAUAUGUCCUGUUUCAAAACUGCAGGGGAAAGGAGGCUUAUAGGUUCUGUUUCUUGGGAGGUGUUGAUGACCCUCUGCCUGGAAGAAGACAAAUACAAAAGCCAGUAGAACCUUUGGAGUAAGCAGAUGAAGAAAUGGAAAAGAAAGCUUGUUGGUAUUUCUGUAACAGGAAGAUUCCAAGGUCAUAUAUAUCCAUGUGUUGAUGGGAAUACAGAAACAAAGGCUCAUGUGUUGCUAGUAUGUUGUUUUUACAAAUAUUUGCUUAAAGAGGUAAUCACCUCAUCACCAGUGUUUGGAAUUCACUGUGCACUAUGCACGUUUGCUAUUGGCAAGGGUCCAGUUGCAACUACAUGGAGAUUUCUGGGCGCCAGGUUGGUGACUGACGUCUCAAUCGAGCCAGAUGACUCAUGUGCAGUAAAAGUUGUGUCUUGUGCUUCUGCGCGGCUAUGCAAAUCAUGGACCCCUUGCUGGGCACCUUAGUCCUCCAUCAUCACAUAAAGGAAAGUAAGUGCAGGACUGAAUACAGAUCUAUUUGACUGUGCUACAGCCUUUCCACAGGCCACCCAAAUGGAACUCACAAACCACAGUUUAAAAACCUCUGCCUUAGUCCAUAGUUUACAUCUUUUCCAUUUCUGCUGCAUUUCUCCUUCUUACAUAUUGGGACAGUCAAGCAAUGUAGUUGAGAUCAUAGAAGCGUAGAAUUGUUGGAAGGGAUCCUUAGGGUCAUCUAGUCCAACCCCCUGGUGAAUAGACAUUCCGUUCUGGUGGCCAUAACCAAGGUUUAAGGUGUCACUUGGCACCUGGCUUGUAUAUCUGAGUUUCUAACACUGCUCAUCAUUAUCUCAUCCAGGAGGUUUAGUUGAUUAUUACAUGAAUUUUCUCUUAUAGACCAAGAUAAGCUGGUGACAGCAAAGACCACAAAUAUUUUAGCUUCUGCCAUUAAAGUAAGGACAACAAUGAUGUCCUCUGAAAUUGACGCUUUUAUAUUUAGUUGUGUUUAUAUAGGUGCACUCUGUGCACAAAUUAGAAUGGCUGGUGCAAAUAUAUUAUUUUUGUAAUAGGUUUUUUUUGGUCAGCCAGCUUCAGGCCUUUCAGACAGCACAAACUAGUUAAUCUCUGAUCAAUGUAGACUUCUGAUAUUUGAAAGUAAUUGCUUAGCAUAUAUAGCAUGGUGUAAAAUCCAGAGUACUUGCUCAUGAGUUACUAAGCAGCCCUACGUCUCUUUGCAACUUCUGAUAAAUAUUACUGUUCUCUUUUCUUGCUGAUAUUGUAUAUACCGUAACUUUGCAAAGACUUGUGAGUGUGAGUUUGGCAAGGAUUGGGUUAAAUUCAGCUGAGCUGCUGACGCAGUGCGUAUCCAGGUAGAGCAGGGUGCCACACCUGAGCAAAUUGGAAUACGCUGAGCAGAGGUGCAAGGAUGGCUGGCUGAGUUGUUGAAGAGAGACCGUCUGCCGGAGGGAGUGAUCUGUGGCCGGGUGCCACCGUUGUGGGAGCUGGACGUCUGCUUUGAUGGGACUUUGAGCUGUUAUGAUGUGCAAGCAGUUGUACUGGAACUGGGACUCCACCUUUAUCUCAGGCAUCUAUUUGGAGGAGAAUUCAGUGGCCAUCCAGAAGGCACAAACAUGCAAGGCAGUGCCACAGGUGCGGUCUGAGAGCAUCCUUGAAGCAUCUCCAUGUAAACCAGUGUGGUUCUGUUGGCAACAGACUGUGAGCUGAGUAAUUUCAACGCUGUCCUGUCUGGGAUUAGCAAUUCUAAACUACGUUUUUUGAAUUGUGGAUUUUCAUAGAUACUGUAUUGUGUGUCUCUCAUUCUUCCAUGGAAUGAUGUGUUCUUAAAUUGGCUUCUAUCAGGUGGUAGAAUUCUUGAGUUUCAGUUUGGGUGAUUGAACUUUUGCUACCCAUUAUAUUUGUGGAGCCAAUUACAAGACAGUUUCUAGCAUCAAACAUGAUUUUGAUUUGGCUAUUGUGUGCUUUUUUCUCUUUUGACUGAGGAUAUUUUGUAUCUUAGGGAAAGUAAAUUGGCUGUUGCAGCCUUUCCCUUAGGAAAACCCAUCCAAUCCCUCAGGUUUUUUUCCUUAAAAAAGAAAAGGGGAAGAAAGAGCCCUGGGACUCAAUCAGUGGCGAAGAGGUGAUGUUUAGAGCAGUUGGACUUGCUAUUGUGCACACUAUUAAGUAACUGAGAGAUUUUAUUUGUGUAUUGCUGUGGAAAGGUACAUCAGGUUGUUUUCUGGCAUGGCAAGAUAUGAGGGAAGAAUAAAGAGAUUUGGUGAAUAUAGCUGUUUCCUUAUUGCUGCUUUGAGAUUAUUCAAAUGUAAAGGUGGAAGAAAAAUGACAAAACAAGAAAUGUCUACAAACUUUUGGAGAAAAAAUGGUUCUGCCUUAACUUUUGUAUAAAAAUAGAAGGAUUUCCUUGUUGAAUUGUACCAAAGGUCCAUCAUAGUGCAGCAUCCUGUUUCUAGCACUGGCCAGCCAGGGGUCUCUAUUAUUCAUGGGAGGAGCCUUCUCCUGGUAGUCAGACAUAGGUAAAAGGACCCUGACCGUUAAGUCCAGUCGUGGACUACUUGGGCUGCGGCACUCAUCUCGCUUUACUGUCCAAGGGAGCUUUACUGUCCGCAGACAGCUUCCAGGUCAUGUGUCCAGUAUGACUAAGCCACUUCUGGUGAACCAGAGCAGCGCAUGGAAACGCCAUUCAGCUUCCCACCGGAGCGGUACCUAUUUAUCUACUUGCACUUUGACGUGCUUACGAACUGUUAGGUUGGCAGGAGCAGGGACCAAACAACGGGAGCUCACUCCGUCUUGGGGAUUUGAACCACUGACCUUAUCAUUGGCAAGCCCUCGGCUCAGUGGUUUAGACCCAGCUCUUAUCCUAAUCCAGCCUUUCCCAUCUUGAUCACCACCACAUGUUUGAACUACAACUACCAUAAAGAGAGUUUGAGUUCUAAGCAUCUGGAAGGGACCAGGAUGGAGAACGCUGUCCUUUAAAAAUCCCAUCAGUAUCUCUCAUGAUAGAGAAUUCCAAAGUGCUUUUAGCACAGUUUGGGUAAAGAGUAAAUCAGUAUGAAUAUUAUUUCAAGACAUAAGCUGGUCACCAGUUCCUGUUUAGCACUUUUAUAUUCUGAAAUUAAAUUAGAAAUCUUUUCUACACAGUUACAGGUGUAAGUUCUCUGUCAUUGCAGUCUGUGUUAAGGGUGCAUUUUUGGUCACUGAGGCCAUUUAUUUGGAUUUAUUUAUUUAUUUAUUUAUUUAUCUGCUCUAUUCUACCCCCAAGGCUUUCCGACAGAUGAAAGAAUUUCAGUCAAAUAUGCUAUGGUUUAUAAGACUGAGAAUGAGUGUUAUACCUGCAUGCUCUUUUUUCUCUUGCACUGCACUGAAAUACUUUCAGCAUUCGUUAAAACCAUUGUUUACUGUUACUUCCAAACUGGGAAACUGGUUAAAUCUUAGACUACAAACAAAGUCUGAAAAUGCAGUCUGAACGAGGUGGAAACACAUGGGCACGAUGGUUUUUCUCAGUCGAAUAAAUCAUGGUUUUUUGGGGCCACAGUUAUAAAUAUUUAUGAACUGAUGGCACCCCAUGUUAUAAUUAAAUUAUAGGACUGGUGCUCGCACCACCAAACCUCAUUUUGGAGUGUUAUGAGCAAAACUUGGAGUUGGGUGCUCCUGCCCUCCCUCCAGUCCCACAAUGCUGCACUACAUGGGGUUACCUUGCAGUUCCAGCCAAACAGAGGCAGACUUUAACUCUAGUUGCCCUCCAAACCAGGCAUGCAGACUGAGUUAAAGUCCUGCUUGGUAGAGCAAGCACAGUCCAUAGUUUUUCAAUUGAAUAAUUGGAUUACAGUGAGGGGUAGAGGCAGGUGUGUGAGGCUUGUUGAACCACCUAAGUAUAGCGUGGGAUUGCACUUGAACUGAGCUGUGUGUGAGAGAAAGGAGGAGACUCAGAUGCCACUUCCUGCAUCUGAGCAUUGAAAAGUGCCCUGUAGUUUAUAGAAAAACAAAGGGGAAAAGAAAUUGCUUUAAGCAAGUGUUUCUGUGUUGGCUAAGCUGACCUAACUGGCCCCCACUGAGGGACUACCUGCACUGACUUCGUAGUGCUGAAGCAAUGUGGGUGUGUGCAAAGGGAGGGAAGGUAAGAGAUGGACCUUCCAUAAUAGAUAAAAUGCUUUUAGCACUUGUUUAGAACUUGAUGUUUCCAAAUGUCCUGGGAUUUGAAAUACUUCUGUCACUAAAAACAGCACUAGGAGCUCAAUGUGAACACACACUACAGAACUUACAGGUGUAUUAGGAUGCAAGACAUAAUAGUAAUAUCACCACUAAGCAAGUCUUUUUAAUGUAUAGUUUAUUUUUCUCAAUAUACAAUGAGAGAAAAGAGUGUUGGAAGUCUAACCAGCAUUUUCUCUCUUCCAUUCACUCCUGAGCCUUUGCUUGUAGAUGUAAUUUGCAAAGCAUCCUCAAUUCUUCAUAGUGUAUAUAAGGAAGAAAAUGUGUCUGGGGAGGGGGUGGGUAGAAAGGGAAAGCUAUAUUUUACCUUAUACAUGCAUGAAAAAUAACAAUGGAGGCCAGAGGUGUGCAGAUUGCCCCAAAGGAAGAUAAUUUCCUUAAGGGUUGAUGGCCAUGAUUCUUCUUGCAAAACACCUUUGCCAUAUUUUUUUUAAUGAAUGAUACCCAACUAUGUUGUGCGCAAAAUAGACCCAUUGAAAUAAGUGGACAUGAAAUACUUGAUUUCAUUGCAUCUUCCACUGGAUAGCUCCCCAUAAUCUGGGUAUUUCUAGAUAGAUAGAUAAUUUAUUAUGGUCAGAGACCAGCUUAUAAAACACACUUGGGGGUACAGUCACAGAAGGAAAACAAACAAUUAAAACAAUGUACAACAAUAAACUACCACAGGGAGUUGACCCAGAGUCACCCAUGAAACCGAGUUUGGGGAUUUUCUUAACAAACUAGUUUGAGUUGGGAGAUGGUCUGCGCCUGCAGACCUGUACACAGAAUCUGGCAACCAUCCAGGUCGUCUUCUGAUCUUUGCCUAACAGGAAAAUGUCAAAAUUUUGUGAGGUUAAAAUAUUUGCGAGGUUAAAAAGGUCAAAUUUUUGUGAGGUUAGCGAACCUCACCAGUAGGGGAUCAAUGGUCUUACUACGUGCCUCUUCAUAAGAGAGACAUCUAAAGAACAAGUGUUCUGGGCUUCCUAUCUCCCCCAGUGAACAGGUGCAAGAUCUCUUAGAAUAUGGGACUUUUUAAAAGGCUCCUUCCAGGACUGGCGAGGGCAGAGCUGAGCUUCUGGCGAGUGUAAAAGCCCUUCUUGCAUUUUUAGAUACGAGAAAGACGAGAUAUGCUGCCAGUGCGGCUAUAUCUCUCUCGAUUUCUCCAAUUUUAUAGUUGGGGCACCUUGAGCACUCCUGUUGUGUCUCGGUGUCUAUAAUUCUUUGCCUAACCAUUGCUUUUGCCUGGCCCAACCCCAGGCUCAGAAGGGCUUGAAGGGCAAAACCCAGUUUCUGAAGGGUGUUCAGGACUGCAGUCUGCCAGCCUGACUGGAAUUGGUCGCAGAAGAUCAGUGGGGCUAUCCCUUGGGGGGAGCAGAUUCAGUGUCAGCCAUUUGUAGAUUGAUGUUAGGCAGAUAGAAGCCUCCACUCUCAUCAUCCCUGUUUCUAGUCUAACCCAUGCGUUUGAAAUGCAUCUGGGGACUUGUAGGAGAGCUCUAAGGAGUUUGGAUUGAACUCUCUCGAGGGGGGAGAAAGCAGAGGAAGGUGGGCCCAGAAAGGAUCCAUAAAGGAGCUGUGCCAACGUUUUGGCCUUGUAUAAUUUUAGAGCCGCGGGGACGAAAAAGCCCCCUUGUGCUCUGAAAAAUUGAAGGAUACAGUUUGUGGUAUUUCUAUAUAUUUCUUUUGGUGACACUUUUCUGGUUUGAUGUAAAUAUUCUUGAGAGAGAGGUGUUGCAUCUUGAGUUUUGAAAACUUACACAAAACAAAACCCUGUUUGUAGGUUUGUAGGUCACCCAUUGCCUUUUGUUGCAGUUCCUAACCAGGUUCUGUGCUGUCUAUUACAGGUGCACUUGGGAUACAGGCCUGCCUGCCCCUGCUUCCUUCCCUCCCUUUUGCUUUUUCAGGAGUCACUUAUUUCCUUGGAUUCAUUAAGUGGCUAUUACCGUAUUUUUCGCUCUAUAGGACGCACUUUUCCCCCUCCAAAAAUUAAGGGGAAAUGUGUGUGCGUCCCAUGGAGUGAAUGCAGGCUCCUUGGCUUCAGCGAUAGCAACGCGAAGCCUCCGACGCGCAGAGGGAGCGCUCCCUCCAUGCUCCGGAGGCUUCGCAUUGCUUUCGCUGAAGCCUGGAGAGCGAGAGGCAUCGGUGCACACUAACCCCUCUUGCUCUCCAGGCUUCAGGGAUAGCCGCCUGAAGCCUUCGGAGCGCAGCGCGAGUUCUCUCUGCGUUCUGGAGUCUUCAGGUUCCUUUCGCUGAAGCCAGGAGAGUCUUGCUCUCCCGGCUUCAGCAAAAGGAACCCGAAGCCUGCAGAGCACAAUGGGAACUCGCGCUGCGCUCCGAAGGCUUCCAGAAUCUUUGAGGCUGGCGGUGGGGGAAAGCAGCGCUUCACCCUACUGCCAGCCCCACAAGCUGGGGGGCAGCGGGAAGGCUGCAUGCAGCCUUUGCGCUGCUCCCCGACUUGGUCUUUGAGGCUGGCGGUGGGGGAAAGCAGCGCUUCCCCCCGCCAGCCCCAAAGAGCAGGUUGAAAGGAACCCAAAGCCUCCGGAGCCCAGCGGGAACUCCCGCCGCGCUCCUGAGGCUUCGGGUUGCCUUCACUGAAGCCUGGAGAGCCAGAGGGGCAGUGCGCAGCGACCCCUCUCACUCUCCAGGCUUCCAAGGUAGCCGCCUGAAGCCUCCGGAGUGCAGCGGGAAUGUCCGCUGCCCUCCGGAGGCUUCAGGUGAACGCACCUUGAAUGUGCAGAACACACCUUGUUUUAGAGGGGGAGAACAAGAAAAAAAUUCUCCCCCUCUCUGCGCAGCGCCCCUUCAGCGAAGUGGCAGGAGAAAUGGAAGGGGCUCCGUUUCUCCUGCCGCUUCGCUGAAGGCACACUGAGCAGAGAGGGGAAUAUUUUUUUUUUCUUGUUCUCCCCCUCUAAAACAAGGUGCUUCCUAUGGUCGGGUGCGUCCUAGAGAGCGAAAAAUAUGGUAAUUCCUUUAGAUUACUCUUAACAGGCAAGCAUAAUGCUAAGACGGAUUGGACUAGCAUUUUUACUGGCACACCUGGCUUUAUAUUUUUCUUGCUUUGUGAAUUACAGUGGUACCUCGGGUUACAUACGCUUCAGGUUACAGACUCCGCUAACCCAGAAAUAGUACCUCGGGUUAAGAACUUUGCUUCAGGAUGAGAAUAGAAAUCGUGCUACGGCGGCAGCAGGAGGCCUCAUUAGCUAAAGUGGUACCUCAGGUUAAGAACAGUUUCAGGUUAAGAAUGGACCUCCGGAGCGAAUUAAGUUCUUAACCCCGAGGUACCACUGUAGUUCAGUGGAAGAAAACUGUGCUAUCCCAAAGCUUUUUCUUCUUUCCUGGAUUGCUGGAUCUGUUAAGUAGUGCUUUUGUUGUUGUUAACUUGGAGAGAUAUUUGUUUCUUUUACAGAAAGUAGGAGUAACAGGAGCCCCUGAUCCACAAGUCCGCUCUCCAUCAGUCAUCGAGUUUGGGAAAUAUGAAAUCCACACCUGGUAUUCCUCUCCAUACCCACAAGAGUAUUCCAGGUACAACACAGGCCUCCUCUCCAUUAUACAGUUUACAUUAUGCAGCUGAAUGUUUAGCAAGAGUAGGAAAUAAAGUGUAACUAUGUGUUAAGCCUGACAAGCUCAUACUGUAAAGACAUGCUCUUCCUUAAAAUUAGGACUGGAUGUCCUCUGAACAAACCAAAUGUGUAACCAAGUUAAAUCAUGCAAUGUAUAUAUUAUAUAUAUAGGUAUUUGCUUGUGUAGCAUUUUUUUUUUUAAGGUUGAAGCUAUCAAAGAAUUAAUAUAUUUUAGUAAGCACUGUGACAUGGGGGGGGGGGGAGGAAAGAGCAAAGAGCAUGGAAAUUUGAGUGUAGUGGCUGGUGUGCAAAAAUAGUAGCAAGGAUUGGAGACACAGGAUUUUGAAACUGCCCGGCCCCCCUCAGAUCCUUCUGCCACUGAUUUUCUUCUUGAAGUAAAGGCAUUGCAUUUGCAACUGUGAGAGUUGGCAACUUGAUUUUAAACAAACACAAGCACAGAAAUGUCAGCAUGUCAAAUUGUGUUGGGUUCAUCGUUUCUCUGAUCAUCUUCACAUACAGUAUAGGUACAGAUCUGCUCUACUUAUAACCAAGGAAAACCAGACAAUAUUUAGUGAUAACUGAAAGAAGUAUUCAGAAUAAUCAGAGCUGAGCUUCCUCCUAUCUUUGGGAUUAACAUACUGAAAGACUUUGUUUUGUUAAACAUUUUGUAGAUGUAAGUGUUCUUUAUUUUCUGUGCCGUGCAGCAAAGAAACAGAAGAGCGGAAUUUCUAUUUUAUUGAAAUUUGUAUGAUGGGGAGGGUCAUAGCUCAGUGGUACAGCAUCUGCUUUGCAUACAGGAGGUUCCAGGUUUCAUCACCAGCAUCUCCAGGUAGAUUUAGGAAGGCCCCUUGUUUGAAACCCAGGGGAGUGCUGCCAGCCUGUGGAAGUAAUACUGAGCUAGAUGGGCCAAUAAGUCUGACUUGAUAAUAGGCAGCUUCCUAUGUAUGUUCCAGUUGCCAGUUGCAUAAAUUAAGGGUACUGGAAAGGGGCCUACGGGGUCCCUUCAUAUCCAGUGAUGGACACCCUUGGUGAACUUUAGGCUAGAAGUAAUCCUAAGAGGUCUUUGUUAAGACCCUCAGUCUCAGUAAUUGAAUCCAACCAAAUACACAUUUUAACCUGCUCUUAUGCUUUUUUUGUUUCUGUAUUGCCUCCUGUAUACCCAGCUUUAAGACAAUGGACCUUUAUGGGAAUUGCCACAGUAGAGAUAACAGUACUGAUUGCCUCAAGUUGUAACCUUGCAAAACUGCUCAAUUCAUCCAUGCCUUUAAUAUUGCAGGCUGCCUAAGCUGUACAUUUGUGAAUUCUGUCUUAAGUAUAUGAAAAGCAGAACUAUCCUUCAGCAACACAUGAAGAAGUGUGGCUGGUUUCAUCCCCCAGCCAAUGAAAUUUACAGGAAGAGCAAUGUUUCAGUCUUUGAGGUAAGUGUCAAAGAUUAUUAGCUGCUGUUUAUGUCCCUGCCUGAAUCUCGGGCAUCAUCUGCUGUGAGCUUCCCAGAGAAGAACUGUUGUAGGAACCUAAUUCCCUUGUAAUGGGCUCUAAUCAUGGCUAGAAUCCCCUCUUUGGGAGGCUGAGGGCAGCCCAGUUUUUAAAAAACAACAACCCAGAACUGUCUUACUUUUGUAAUGUUUCAUGAGUGUCUCAUUCCAUUCAGUAAUGAUUGGCUGCAAAACAGAAGUGUAUUGGCAUUUUAUGUUGUACAUCCCUCUUAGGAAAAGGUUGGUAGUGUGAGGAGCGCUGGCCGCUUUGGGCUUCUCCUCAAAGUGACUACUUACCUCAGGCUGCAUCCUUUAGUUCUUGAAGCUACAAGUCCUUAGAUGGUUUGUGUCUGUUUGGUAUAAUCCUACUUGAUUUAAGCAAAUCACUUUGUGCUGUGGCCUGCUAGCAGUUCAUGAGGGAUAGUAUCUUGACCUGUUCUCCAUUUUUCUAAGGUGGAUGGCAACGUCAGUACCAUUUACUGCCAGAACCUGUGUCUAUUAGCAAAACUCUUCCUGGAUCACAAGACGCUCUAUUAUGAUGUGGAGCCAUUUCUCUUCUAUGUGCUGACGCAAAAUGACACGAAGGGUUGCCACCUGGUUGGCUACUUCUCCAAGGUGAGCAGUGGGGGGGUCUCCACUUGUUGGUGUCCUGACAAGACCUAAGGGAACUAUAAACCAGGAGCAUAUCUAUCAUGCACUUUUUAAAAAAUCUGCACCAAGUUAAUCCAAAUAUUGGGUGGUGAAAAGCUGGAUUCUGAAGCUUUUGCUUAAUUGAUUGCUCUGUUUUUGCUAAUCACGAGGAGAGGCACAAGGCACUACAGGCCCUUGCUUAACUCCUGGAACUUUUCCUGCUGACAUGUGCAGGAGCUUUGGCCAUAUACUUUCCCAUGCCUAUGCUUGCACUUAAAAGAAAAAAGGCUGGGAAUGUCUUUUUGAGACUGAAACUCUCAGUAAACUGAAUUCUGCACCCAAAAUUGCAUUCCACACUUUUUUGUGCUUGUGUGGAUUUGCUUCAUACACACAACCCUGACUAUGGCCAAAUACCUAGUGUGUGCAAAAAGACUAUAAACUUUCUUUUGUUCUUCCUGUCAAGUCUUGUGUGUGAUAAGACUGGCUAUACCUCUGGAAAAGUCUAUUCACACUGGUAUGACUCGUAUCCAAGAAAAUAUAAUUGGAUUUGAAUUGUGCGUAAACUGAAAGUCAUUUUUCAGCAGAUCUAAAUUUUCUCCCUCCUUAGUGUAGUGGAUCUAACCAAACUAGUGUCCAGUCACACUUCUGAAGUGAUGGGUAUAAUUUUAUGGGUUCCAAACAGCCUUUAAAGUUCUGCAUAAGCAGAAUCCAGGGAAUUGAAGCAGUUAAUCAAAGCAGCUUUCUUUUUUAUGCUGUUGAACAGAGUGUAUUCUCUAAGGAGCAUGAAUUCCAGCCUGGCAGCUCUGAGGGGAGAGGGUUUUAAAUGACUUCCUAGUCCCUUGGGUGGUGAGGAGGAGAGUUAGUUGGUGAAGUAAACAUUAAUUGUUACCUCCAAUGAGCUUGCUUCUCAAAUCAGAUGCUGAUCUCAUUUCAGAGCUUUUGUUUGCAUUUUGGGAAAGAGACCAUGGAGGCUGAAUGUGGCUUUAGUAUUCCUCACACAGGGACAGAGAGUUACUUUGAAAGGCCCGUCUUAACACCCCCCCCCAAAAAAAUAGAAGUUGUUUUUUACAACACUUUCAGAAAAGGAAACAAUGUAGCCUUAAUCUAUGGCCAUCCUAUCCCCCCCCCCCCACAAGCCCACCUGUAGAUGGACUUUUAUUUUGUCUUACCCCCACCCCCCACAAAGGUUCUUUAUUGCUUUGGAAAUCUCUGAGGAUUUGAAAAGCCCUUUGUAGAGAAGUAGGGAGAGAAGUUUGCUGUAAGUACAAGGUCCUGAAAUGAUGUAUUACAGGGGAGGGGCCAUGAUUCUGGUGGUGGUGCAGGUUCAUUCUUGAGCAUCUUUAACUAAAAAGGAUCACAGGUAGCAGGACUGGGAGGGCCUAUGUGACUGAGACCCCGGAGAACCACUGUCACUUGGAGUGGUAGACAUUACUGCACUAGGUACAUGAAUGAUACAGGUUUACAGAAAGCAACUUUGUGUGCUCAGUGACAGUUCUCUCUUCCUUUUCCUUCCUGGCUGUGAUCACAGAGGUUCAGUGGCUUGAUAAUGCCUUGUGUUCUUUCCUUGGAGACUUGCUUUUGGGGUGAUUGUGAUUUACCCCAAUUAAUUCCUCAUCGAGAAGAAGUUCUUUUCCAUCUUGCUAAUCUUCUGUGUUUGUGUGUGUGUGUCUCUCUUACUAGGAGAAGCACUGCCAGCAGAAAUACAAUGUUUCCUGCAUAAUGAUUCUUCCCCAGUACCAGCGCAAGGGCUAUGGCAGGUUCCUCAUUGAUUUCAGUAAGCAUAUUCUCAUUUUUCUGCCUUUCUCUUCAGCUUCAGAUUAAAGUUUAUGAAACCAUGCAAUUCCCCAGCACUUUAUUUCAAGAGCAUUAAUUAUCUGAAAUGCCUAUUUUUUGGGAUUCUGGCCAGCAUCCUUUUCCCAACUGCUUUCUUGCACCCCAGAUGCUUGCACACAAGCCCCCCUCCUCCCCCCAUCACACUUCAGCCCACAAGGACAUCUAAGAUGGCACUUCAGAACUUGCUCUUCUUCCCUGCUUUCCUAGCCAUGUGGAGAGGCAGAAAUUUUAUUUGUAUGUUUAAAAGGCUAUUUAUAUCCUGUCUUUUCCACUACAUCGUGCAAAGUGGCUAACAAACACAUCAAAUCAUUUACCAGUAGUCUUUACCCUUUUCACUCCUGGGACUCACCUGUAGCAUUUGAAGACCCACUUCUUAUUUAUUUGACCAUAUAUUUGUGUGAAUUUAUUGACAAACAGUAGCAUAAAUUUAUUAUGCGUUUUGGCUGAAAUACAACCUGAUUAGGGAAAGUGACCAGUUUGCAAAUCUACUACAUCAGUAGAUGGGUUUCUUCUUUCAGAAGAGAGUAAAGCGGACCAUCAGGGCCAGCCCUGAACAAGGCAGCUGCCUCAAGCAGCAGAUGCUGGGUCUGGUGAGGGUACCCAUUUCUUCUGAGCCCCCUGACCACUUGGCCCUAUUAGAGGAGGGAGCUGUGUGUGCCUCAAAGCCUGCCUUGCACCCCAAAGCUUUCCGAUGUGGUAGAGGUUGCUGUGCUGUUGCUAGGUGCGGAAAUAAGUUUAAGCUGCCAGUCAGGCUGGCUUCUGUGUGUUCAGUGGAAGUGGGCACCAUCUUGCCUUUCACUGCAGACAGCAAAACAUUUUUAGCUGGCACUACUGAUGCUGUGGUGUAAACCACUGAGCCUUGGGCUUGCCGAUCGGAAGGUUGGCAGUUUCGAAUCCCUGCGACGGGGUGAGCUCCCGUUGCUUGGUCCCUGCUCCUGCCCACCUAGCAGUUCGUAAGCACGAAGUGCAAGUAGAUAAAUAGGUACCGCUUCUGUGGGAAGGUAAACGUCGUUUCUGUGCGCUGCUCUAGUUCGCCAGAAGCGGUUUAGUCAUGCUGGCCACAUGACCCGGAAGCUGUCUGUGGACAAACACCAGCUCCCUCGGCCAGGAAAGCGAGAUGAGCACUGCAACCCCAGAGUCCUUCGCGACUGGACUUAAUUGUCAGGGAUCCCUUUACCUUUACUGGUGGUUAUGACAUAUCUGUGCAGCUGCUGCUGUUUAAUUUCCCAUUAUAAAUGUUUGUCUGAAAAAUGAACGUAUCUCAGUAUACAUGGCUAAUUUGAGUUCUAUAACUUGUGGAAAUGUAGGCAUUAAAUAUAGAAUUUCCAUUUUUCUGUUCAAAUUAGUUUUUUACUAAAUAUUCAAGAAAAAAUAUUAAUAUUACAAAGGAACAAAGGCAUAUAUAUCCUUAAAGCUUAUAGGAUUGUCGCAUAAAGGAAAACAAAGAAGCAAGGUGCGUUUUCUGGAGGACUCAAUGCCAGUGGCAUCAAACGCAAAGGGAAUACAGCCAUGUUGCUUUCUGGAGGGAAAGCAAAGAGCCAGUUCCAAAGCUAAGCUAACUACCUUUCGCCAAGUCCUUCUAUCUUUUAUAUUCUAUUUUUAUCACUGACCAUCACUUCUGAUGGGCAUCUUCCCAUUUGGUGAGGAGUGAGGCCCACAUUAUUCACUCUUACAGGAAUGCUGAUGCUCACUCACUCAUCGUCAGGAAAAAACACAUGUACUGUAGAACCGGACGAGGGGACCUCUGGCUCUGACCAUUGGUCAUGCUGACUGGGGCUGAUGGGAGUCAGAGGUCAUCUGCAGAGCCAUAGGUUCCCCAUUCCUGCUAAAGAACUUCCAGCAGCAAAACCCUUUCAUUAGCAUUCUUUUAAUACAAAAGUUUGCCCAUGUACAGUCUGCUUUAAUGCUUAGUUUACAUAAGUGCUUGAGACAGUAGCUUGAGACAGUAGCUCCUUCAUUUGCUUUACUAUCACAUUGAUGAGACUGAUGUGCAAGUUGAAGGUUUGUGAAAAGUCAGCGGAUUAUGAAGGUUGGUUGGUUUUGUAUUUAAACUUACAAAUGAAGAGUGGAGGGAGUUGAUUCAAACAGAAUUUUUAAACAGACAGGUGAAUGGUGAGCCCUGCUACCUGGGCGGAAGAGCAUCUUUGGUGAAUUCUGCACCUGGAAAAUCAAGCUGCAUCUGCCUUUUAGUCCUCACAGUGGUAUCGUGUAGCAGCCCUUGGACUUCAUAACUUCAAAGCUUGACUAACGUAAUGUAGUGUCCUUGGGAUCACCUACAGAGAAACCCUGUGUCUCUCCAGAUGUCCUUGGGCUGACAUUCCCAUCAGCCACAUGGCCAGGGGCCAAAAAUGUCAUUGUAGUCCAGCAACACCUGUAGAACAGGAGCAGGAGGUUCCUCCAGGCCUGUUUUUGAAAGUAGCAGCUAGAAUGUAACCCUGAAACUUGCCUGCUGAUGAGGACAAGUCAUAGGGAGUGUGAACUGAAUGGGUUUUCCAUGGCCGACAGAAGCUUCAUAUCACCUAUAUAUUUCACGAGUAACUGUUAGACAACUUGCUUCAAACCAGUAGGCUUGGCUAGAUCACCCUGUUACGUGACAGCAGCCUUGUGGCAUGAUAAAUACAUUACAAAUACAUUUUGGCAUAUACUUUUGUGGACUAGGGUCCACAUGAGAUCUGCUAUAAAGUCGCUCACAUCAGUGGCUUUUGGAUCAUUCUCUGGAAAGUAAGGGAAGAGAAGGAGAUGAAGGCAUAUGUUGAGGUAGCAAAGGUAAAAAUAACAUGUCUGAUUAAAAAGUGAGUCAGUUGUUAAUAGUUGUAUUCUGGAUCUAGCAAGGAUGAGUGAAUUGACAGAGUCAGCCCUGUGUUCACACAGCAGGAGUGAAAGAGAGAAGUACUGUUGGAAGUACUAAAAAUAGUAAGAGGGCCAAGAAAACGUAAUUUGACCAAAAUACUCUGGAUAAAUUAAGCAUUUGAGAUAAAGAAGUGCCUGGAUUUCCAGUUCCAAAACCAUCUUGUGUUGACCUAGAGGGAGUUUGCCAGAAAAUGGGAUCAAAAUAUGUUUGGAUUCCCUGUUUUGAGCAUACCUAUACAGAAUCUACAUUUCUAGUCCUGUAAAAUUGCUCUUAAUUUCCAAUAAUACAUAAUGUGUUCCCCUGUUCACAGUUACAAUGCCCAUUAUUUGGGCACCUAAUAAUACAAGAUGCCAUUUAUGUUUGAAAUAAUUCUUGGAACAUCUAAUUUCCCUAAUUAACAAUGACAGAGUUCACGCACAUCCUCUAUUAGCAACUGCUUCAUUAGGAUGGUCUAAAGUGGUUUGGUCAUGUCAUUGGUUGUGGCCGUUUGGAGGCCCCACCUAUCUGUCCUUGCCUCUCAUAGCAAGCUCAGCUGGCAAGUGCCAACGGGAUGAUGGGCAAAAUGGAGCUGCUAAAAUACAAGAGAGAGGUAUGCUUUAGGAAGAGGGAGGAAACCUUAAGGUUUGCAGAAAGGCAAACAAUCAAUAGAGGGUGGGGAACAAAAGGGAGGGGGGAAAGUCCCCAAACUGUGUGAAGAAUGAGAAGGCUUAGUGGCAACUGUGGCCGGGGGGGGGGGGGGCCGGGGGAAAAGGCCAUGAUUUGUUGACCACAACCCUGAACAGGAGGAGCUCUGCUCUGCAAUAUUUUUUUGCAAGUUUCACUUUUUUCACUGGAACAGAAAAAAUCUGCCACCUAGUGGCACUGUUUAUAUCCAAUUACAGUCAGACAUAUUGUAGCCUGCAAGACCUUUCCCACUGAUUUACCAGCGUUUGCUUCCAUGAUCCCAUGGGAAUUGGUGCUGAAACACUUCUUGGUGGCUGGGGGGGGGGUUGGUUGACCUUUUCCGAAAUCAAAGGUCUUAAUUGGAGGGUGUUCUACAUUUCUGUCCAUGUUUCUGAAAAAUUCAAAAUGCCUUCAGCACAGAUUAGAAUCAUGUAUCUCCUUGUACAGGCGGCUACUUCUGUGUGGAAGGGGGCGGGAAAUGCUGGUGACCUCUGGAGAGAAGAGCUUCUGGGUCCUGUGAGAGCCAUUGGCUGUUUUUGUUGACUUAAAUUCCAGUCAGAGUGCCUGACCCUAUAGCUGAAUAAGGAGCAGACACUCAAACAGGGUAGGCUAGCUUCCGUACAGAGCCCAGUCCUAAGUGUUUUCUGCUUUCUCUCAGGUUAUCUCCUAUCAAAGCGUGAAGGCCAAGCAGGAUCCCCAGAGAAGCCGCUAUCAGAUUUGGGUCGUCUCUCUUACAUGGCUUAUUGGAAAAGCGUAAUCUUGGAGUGCCUUUAUCACCAAAAUGACAAGCAACUCAGCAUCAAGAAGCUAAGCAAGCUGACUGGCAUCUGCCCUCAAGACAUCACUUCCACCCUGCAUCACCUGCGAAUGCUGGAUUUCCGAAAUGAUCAGUGAGCAUCGUAGAAUUGGAGGGCCAGAAAUGGCAGGGUCAUAAUUACUGUAUUUUUUGCUCUAUAAGACUCACUUUUUCCCUCCUAAAAAGUAAGGGGAAAUGUGUGUGCGUCUUAUGGAGCGAAUGCAGGCUGCGCAGCUAUCACAGAAGCCAGAACAGCAAGAGGGAUUCCUGCUUUCACUGCGCAGCAAUCCCUCUUGCUGUUCUGGCUUCUGAGAUUCAGAAUAUUUUUUUUCUUGUUUUCCUCCUCCAAAAACUAGGUGCGUCUUGUGGUCUGGUGCGUCUUAUAGAGCGAAAAAUACGGUAAAGACAUGGCUGUGCCCAAUGGUAGAUUUCAGUGGAAGCACUGCAAAAGUGCAGUAGUUUUGGGUGUAAAACUCUGCUUCCUCUUAAGGGGGACAGAAACUCAAAUCAUCCAAAUUUCUCACCCUUACUGUUCUGGUACACUGCUUUUAAAGUGAGGGCAAUUUUAGAAUGUGGGAAGCAGAGCGAUUGCAUAAUUUAUUUACUAUAGUCAUAUUCUGCAUUUCAGGAUAUGGAUCUUUUCAAGGUGGAUCAAAAGUAAUAUCAAAGCAGGCUAAUGAAAAUCACAUCCCUCUGUAGAGGGAUGGGGGCAUUCUCCCGUGCAAGCAAGAUGGUCUCAGGUGGGGCAUGAACUCAGCCUAGUGCCUAGUGCUUGAUGGUGCAAACACUGACUUGCUUAAAGGCAGUUAAACAGUUUCUCUCCCUCUGAAGCGCCAGUUUUAAUUCUUGCCUGACUCAAGCCACUGCUGAAGCCAGUCUCUCGUGUCUUUUUUGCUGACUCUGAAGCUCCUCUUUUCUCUUACUUGUUGGCAUUGCCUGCUGUGAUUGUGGUGUUGAGGAGUUUAUGGUGGGGCCCUUGGAGUAUGUGUGACUUGCCUAUUAAGGAAAUAGUUUUCCCCUGGUGUGUGUUGGGCUCAUUCAGUGUGAACUGUUUGUGUGUGUGAUUUAACAGUCCGUUUUUUAAAAAAUAAUUUUUAUUUUCCAUUUAAAAAUAUAUAGUCACAUCAUUAUUAUCCACUUAACUUCUUUGGUUGUCUAGAGGCUAUAGACUUCCUUCCCUCCCACCUCUUGGCUUUCAAAAGUAACCUUUAUAUCACAGCAUUUUAUAUCUUUUCCAAUUCUAAUAUAACUCAUUACAAAAUACCUCAAAGUUUGAAUAAAAGUAGAAGGGUAAAAAAUUUCUUAUUACAAGUCUUCAGAUAACCCUACUCAUGUUGUUAAUUGCAUACAAUGAUCUUUCAAAUAUUGUGUAAAUUUACUCCAGUCUUUUUGGAAUACUUGGUCAUGCUAGUUUGGAUUUCCCCCGUCAGCUUCACCAGUUCCGCAAAGUCCAUCAUUUUCAUCUGCCACUCUUCUAUAACAGUCUGUUUUUUACCUUUUUCAUAGAAUCAUAGAAUUGUGUUGGCAGGGACCCGAGUGUCAUCAAGUCCAACCUCCUGCAAUGCAGGAAUAUCUGCUAAAGUGUCCAUGUCAGAUGGCCAUCCUAACCUCUGCGUAAAAACCUCCAUGGAAGGAGAGUCUGCAACCUCCUGAGGGAGUAUGUUCCACUGUCAAACAGCUCUUACUGUUAGAAAGUUCUUCUUGAUGGAAUUUCCUUUCUUGUAACUUGAAGCCAUUGCUCCUCUUGAGCAGGAGAAAACAAGCUUGCUCCAUCUUCCAUGUGGCAGCCCUUGAGAUAUUUGAAGAUGGCUCUCAUAUCUCUUCUCAGUCUCUUCUUUUCCAUGCUAAACAUACCCAGCUCCUUCGACCACUCCUCAGAAGGCUUGGUUUCCAGACCUUUGAUCAUCUUGGUUGCCGCCUUCUGCACAUGUUCUGUUUAAGUUUAGGCCCAGCCCAUUUUCCUCCCCAUGUGCUGCUUAAAUACAAAAAACAAAAACACGCCCCAACAUUUUGUGUCUGUUCAGUUCUUCCUGGUUUUCUAACAGUCUGUCUCCCUACAAUCCUGUCUCCCAUGUUGCGGUUAUUUUUGCCCCAUACCUUUUCUGGCUUGGGGGGAAAUAAUUAGAGACUGUCAGCACCUGCAGUAGCAGCAUGGAAGUUAAUAAGGAAGCACCAGCACACAAGAGACCUGGAAGCAUCUGUGGCAGCAAGCAUAACACCUAAUUUAACUGCUGCCAUUAUGUGGAUCCCUGAGGGGACCGAGCAUGAAAGGCUUCAUGUCGGCAGCAGCUGCAGUUCUGGUGCUUCCUAGGUAGGCAGUAGCCACUGUUUGUGAACUUAUCAGGGCUUAGCUAGCUCACCCCAGGUCAGCUGCCACUGCCUUUUGUGGGAGCAGUCAGUGUGUAAAGGCAGAGAAGUAAUGGCAGGGAAGCCCCUGCAGAAGCCCCAGUCUCAAUCCUUGUCCAGUGGUGGCAUUGAGAGGGCACAGCAGUUUUCACAAUCCUUGAUGAGGCUUUGUCAGAGGAUGAGCUGCUGAGAAGGCAGUGUCAGACAGUUCUUCAAAGGGAAUUGGCGAAGGAGACCUUGUUUCUCAGAGGUUGUUCCGCUGGCUGUGACCACCUGGCAUUUUCCAGGAAGAUGCAACGUUCUGUCACAAGGCCCAUUGCUUCCUCAACACCUUUUGUGGUUGAACCUGACCAAGUGAACACAAGUGCCUGCCUUCAGAUUUGGUGAAUACCAUUCUAGCCUCACGCGGGACGCGGGUGGUGCUGUGGGUAAAACCUCAGCGCCUAGGACUUGCCGAUCGCGUGGUCGACGGUUCAAAUCCCCGUGGCGGGGUGAGCUCCCAUCGUUCGGUCCCAGUUCCUGCCCACCUAGCAGUUCGAAAGCACCCUUAAGUGCAAGUAGAUAAAUAGGUACCGCUUUAUAGCGGGAAGGUAAACUGUGUUUCCGUGUGCUGCUCUGGUGCCGGUUCGCCAGAGCAGCUUCUUCACACUGGCCACGUGACCCGGAAGUGUCUGCGGACAGCGCUGGCUCCCGGCCUCUAGAGUGACAUGAGCGCACAACCCUAGAGUCUGUCAAGACUGGCCCGUACGGGCAGGGGUACCUUUACCUUUACCUUAUUCUAGCCUCAAGAUAUCCUUCUCCAAUUUGUGUUUAUCGUUCAGCAUCGUCAGCAUUUCUGCACUGGUGCAAGCAGAAUCGAGUGCAGCUGGAUAGGGCUAGCAUUAGAGAUUUUCUGCCCCCCCCAAAGGACUUACACCCCAACACAUUGUGAAGAUUGUCAUCAGCAUCAUGGUCUGUCUUGUCUGAUAUUCAGGAGCUUUCUUUAGGUGCUCUUCCUUUCCUUAGUUUCUUAAAGAGGCUACAAUAAUAAAUCCACCCGUACCCAAGGUGGAAUUGCAUACAGAGCUAAAGACUCUGCAAUGACCAGCAUUUAAACAUUUAAAAUCAGUCUCUACGUUUGUUACCAAUUAAGGUUGUAUUUCUUAACACUGUUACUUCAGCAAGGCAAGUUUCUCAACUGAAUACGCUAUCGAUAGCCAAACACCUUUAUGUACUGUAUCAAGACCAAGUAGUAUUACAGACUGAUUCUUCUUUUAGUCUGAAAAUCAAUACACAUUUUCACGGACAGUAAGAGCUCAAUCUUCCAACUUUUUGUCCUUCACCUGAACAUCCUACAGAGAAGGCAUGGCAUUCUCUGGAUGUGAGAAGAUCUUUGAAGAUUCACAUUGCAUGUACAAAGCCAUUUAGACAGUCAUUAUUUGCAUCUUCUCAUCCAAAUGAAUGAGGAAAGAGAGUUUCAGAUUCCACUUGGUCUUAGUGAGUUAGGGUCUGAAUAAAUAUGCCAUAUAAUGUGUUGCACUUGAUGCCACCAUCUAAAAUUACUGCACACUCAGCUACUGGGGCAGGGGCCAAAUGAGCAGACCUCUUCAGGAGGUUGCUACACAUUUACAAAAUGGAUUUAUAUGCCUUGGCUGAGGCAGCUUUGGGGAGAAAAGUGCUGCAGCACGGACUCCUAGACCAAUAGGCAGCUAAAGCCUUCCCUACAUGGGUACACUUUUGGACACUCCAUCUGAGACCAUCUUACAUGCACAAGAGAAGGGACUGCUGGUCUUAACUGAAAAAAAUAUCUGUGCAUGUAAUGAUGGUCUCUGGGCUGCACUCUGUAUUUUACAGUGCCUACUGGGGUGUGAGUUUGUCAUGGGAACAAUGGCGUUUGUGCAGUUGAAUGCUUGUCUGUGUUUUUGUUUCUUUUGUGUAACAUUUCUGCUCUUAAGCUUUGUCAUGAACAAAAACUAGUGCUACAGAGGGAAAGAGACAAUUUAACUGCUUUUGAAACAAUUUGUGUUUAUGCCAUAAAACACAUGGGGCAGCUCACAUCUCAACUGAGACUAUAUUUACAUGCAUAGAGAAAUUUCUUUCAGGUAAGACCAAUGAUCCCAUAUAGCUGAAACAUUCUCUAGUAUUUUCUUCAUCUGUCUGUCCCAAAAUUUCUAGUAGUCACAGUGCAGGCAUUCAGUGCCUUGUCCAACUGCUCCCUCCACCCUCCAGCAUAGCUAAUGGCAACAGGAAACAUUUUCGUAACAUGUACAGACCUUGUGUUGAGUACAUUGAACAGAAGAGUACAAGCCCCACUGAAGCAAACUAAAUCUGUCACUUCUGCUGAAAACGCAAUUGCUUAUUCUCAUAAUUAAAGUAAAGGUAAAGGUACCCCUGCCCGUACGGGCCAGUCUUGCCAGACUCUAGGGUUGUGCGCUCAUCUCACUCUAUAGGCCGGGAGCCAGCGCUGUCCGCAGACACUUCCGGGUCAUGUGGCCAGUGUGAAGAAGCUGCUCUGGCGAACCGGCACCAGAGCAGCACACGGAAACACAGUUUACCUUCCCGCUAUAAAGCGGUACCUAUUUAUCUACUUGCACUUAAGGGUGCUUUCGAACUGCUAGGUUGGCAGGCGCUGGGACCGAACGACGGGAGCGCACCCCGCCGCGGGGAUUCGAACCGCCGACCAUGCGAUCGGCAAGUCCUAGGCGCUGAGGUUUUACCCACAGCGCCACCCGCGUCCCAUUCUCAUAAUUAAGGCUAACUAAAAAGUAAUUCUGUACUCAGGCAAUCAGAAUUCUUCACCAAAAGCAGCUGAAUUCUGUAAUUCUAAAUCCUGCAGAUCAAUCAAAUUUGCAUGUUUCUUUUAUUUACUAUAAUUUUAGCAUUGCAAGGGGAUAUAAACACUACCAUGUGAUUAAUAUGCUGAUUUACUUUGAUUUCUGAGACAUCAGCACAUUUUCAAACAAUAGGGAUAGAAAUGUGCAGUUUAUUAAAUCAAACCUGAGAUUUGGAAGCUCAGCUCAAGCUUUUUGGCUUUGGAGCUUAUUUUUAUUGCUAAAACACAAUCAUUGCAUUGCAGGAUUUUGGGUUUUGAGAUUGUUGCAGUUUCAGCCAAGGCACUAAGAGCCUUCCAAUGCCUUCAGCCUGAGGCACAAGAAGCCAGAAAAACUGGUAGAUAUAUUUUCUUUUCCUGCAACAGAUGCUUAGCUGCCUUUAAUGAUUCUUCAUUACCUUGCACUCUGCAUCAGUUCUAGUGUCAUCUCAGUUUGAUUCUGGGCUGCAAGUUUCAAACGGAAGUGAGAAAGAAAUGUCCUACACAACUUUUUUUCAAAACUUCACAUGAGUCACUGUAGUCGAAACAAAAUAAAAGAAUUUCUUCCAGUAGCACCUUAGAGACCAACUAAGUUUGUUAUUGGUAUGAGCUUUCGUGUGCAUGUGUGUGCACUACAGCAGACAAACAUGGCUACCUACCUGUAACAUGAGUCACUGUAGGAAUUUUGGAGCUGACUUUAACCUAUUUGUGCACCUCAAAUGCUGUUUUGAUCUGUUUGCUUCUUGAUGCAACAGACUAUGGCAGCUGCUUAGCAAUGUGACAGUCUUUUGGGCAUCCUCCUGCUGGUCACUCUUCCUCCCUGCAUCCGUACGUUUGUUACCUGCACUUAAACGUCAACAUUUGGCUGAAUCAUUUUUUUCCUCAUUCUCAGAUUUGUGAUUGUCCGGCGGGAGAAGCUUAUCCAAGACCACAUGGCAAAGCUGAAACUGAAUCUCCGGCCUGUAGUUGUAGAUCCAGAAUGCCUACGCUGGACUCCUGUCAUUGUCUCAAACUCAGUGGUUUCAGAGGAUGAAGAAGAAGAAGCUGAAGAUGGGGAAAAUGAAGAGCAGCAGCAGCAGCAAAGGGAAAGAGAGGUAGAGGUCAGUGUGGAAUAGAUAUUUAUAUAUGCAUGCAAUUGUGGAGUAAUUAGCAAAGCAGUCACAUGUGUGCCCCGUAUGGCAGAGGGAUGGAAAGGUAGCUUAAAAGUGCGGAUGGCUAAAAGCCAGCUGGAGUUGCUAAGGAACGUAAUGGGAAAAUUGGAUCCCCUUCAUCUUUCCAUCAAGCCUGUAUUAAUUUGCCCUACCUCUACAUAUGCCACAUUGGGAGGAAUUUUAUUUGAAAAGGUGGGGUAGGAACAAAUAAACACGAAAUUUUGUUAUCCUGAGCCCAAACCAUUAUUUAUUGUUUAAAUUUAUAUCUAGUACGUCCUCCCAAAGGAGUCCAGGGAGGCAAACAAGAAAACACAAAAACUAACAAAAUAUUUAGAUGUUAAAAACAUCUGAGAAUGUUUAAAAACAGCCAUGUAUCCUCACACCUAAUAAUUUCCAGGUUGCUAGAAAUAGAAAGAGAGUGGUGCAAUGAUUAGAGUGUUGGACUAGGACCCAGGAGACCAAGGUUCAAGACCCCACCCCCACCCCCGACCGUGUAGCUCACUGGAUGACCUUGGACCAGUCCUUGCCUCUCAGCCUAAUCUACCUCACAGGGUUGUUGUGGAGAUUAUAUUAGGGGGAGAACCAUGGACACCACCUUGAGCUCCUUGGACAAAGGGUGGGAUAUAAACACAUUAGGCUAGAAAAUUAAAUUAGUAUGUUGUAGCCAUUAAAUACCUGGACAAAUGGAAAUGUUUUUAAAAACCUCCUGAAUGCUUUGGAAGGUGUUCCAUAAGUGAGGAACCAAUACUGCAGUGAUGGCCAAAUUUGGCCAUCCAGCUGUUUUGGAACUACAAUUCCCAUCAUCUUUGACCACUAGGUCCUGUUACCCUGGGAUGAUGGGAGUUGUAGUCCCAAAACAGCUGGAGGGCCAAGUUUGGCCAUCACUUCAGUACUGAGAAGGCCCUGCCCUGGGUCAACAUCAAUCAGGAAGUCCCCAGAAGGGGUGGCACUGCCAAAAGGGCCUGCUUUGAUGGUUUUCUGGCCCGAGGUGGUUGGUUUUGAGGGAGGCUGUCUUGGGUCCCAAGCCCUUUAGGGUUUGUUUACUGGUACAAAUUCAGACUGGCAGCCAGUGAAGCACUUUCAGGACCAGUGACACAUGGUCCUAUCAAAUUGCCCCACUCACCAACCUAGCAACCUUUUUCUGCUGUAGCUGCAGCUUCUGGAUUGUAUUCAGUCACUAGAGCAUGGGCAACUGAGGUCAGGCUAAUAGCUGGCAAACCAGCCUAAUUUGGGUGCAAUCACUCCUAGCUGUAGAAGCCACCUGGCUGGAAUCCAGGAAUGCUCUCGGACUGCAAACCUGUUCCUUCAAGGGACAGUGCAAGCUGUCUACCUUAUUUCUGGACCCGAGAAUCACCCACUGUUUAGUCUCAGUAUAUCUAGCUUAUCACUUCAGCCAGGCACCAGUCCAACCCCACAGCUUUUGCUGAUUUAGAUGGAAGGAGGGAGAGGAAGAGAGCAGUGUGAUAUUAACAUAUAAAUGUUGAAAUAGCAUAUGAGACACAAUGGACCCUGUGGGACCCCACAGCUCAGAACUCAUGGGGCUGAGCAACAUUCCUCUAGUGUUACCUUCUGGUAAUGACCCUGCAGGCAGAAGCAGAUUUGCUGCAAUAAGGUGCCUCUAGCUCCCAACCCCUGAUUUGUUUCAAAAUGAGACUAUGGUCAGUGAUGGCAAAAGCCAUUGAAAGAUCGAGGGUUGUUCCCACCUCUUGGUCUCUCUGUUCUGAUAAAGGCAAUCAGUCAGGGCAACUGAGGCUGUUCUGAUGCUAAAAAUGGGCAUGAAAUUAGACUCAAAUGGAUUUAGAUCAUCUUUGCCCAGAUACUAGAAAUGAAAUACUAGAGACUGAGAUGAAGAGGGCAUGUAAUGGUCUCACUACUACAAGUGUUUUGUUCCUGUCAUCAAGCUGCAACAACUACAAAAGAUCUUGCAGGCUUUGCUCCUUUCUGCACUCAGACAGAAGCCUUCCUACUCUGCAACCUGAGAUCCUUUAACUGGAAAUGAUUAAGACUGAAUCAUGGAACAGUGCUUGUACUAUUAUUGAAUAAUGGGCUUAGGUCUGAAAAUUUGGCUCAUCUGAACUUAAACCCCUGGGGUCUAUUGCACUCAUGAACCCAGUUUCGGAAUAAAAAUAUUCCCUUCAUGGCCUAUAUAGUGACGGGAAAUUUAUGCAGCCUGGAUGGAAAGAUGGAUGGGAUUGUUCAGAUGAGGUUUUCCAUGAUCAUUGGUAGGCCUGCACAGGAAGUGUAGAAAAAUUGAGGCCAAGGAAGGAGAGCAGAAAACCCCGGGAAGUAGUGGUGGGGCCCAGGAAGAGGGAGUGGGCUUGAGGGUGGAAGUUGGCUAGCUAAUGGGGAGGUAUUUGGGAGAGGAAAACUGGAGGGAAAUCGGAAGAAAGGAAAGGUGGACAUGACCAGGAGUUGUGGAAUCAAGGAAAGAUCAAGAUUGUUCCAAUCUUUGGCUGCAAGCUGGUACUUUAAAUGCAGAACCAACUUUCCCAGCAACCUUAUGUCUGUAGGAAGUAACAGUUGCAAGAAAGUCUUAAAUAAAAUAGCUUGCUUUUUUUCUUUAUACCAGGUGAUCAAAUCUGUAUCCUGGGAGAAAAAAGAGAGAGAGUCUUACUUUCCUCUGGAGAGCGAAAAAAAGCCAGACAUUGUUUCUCCAGCCAAUUCUGUGCGGCCAAACAAACAAAGUCUUCCCCUUGCUGGUCUUCCUGCAAACAACCAGAUGCCACGGAGAGGCCGUCGGAAGAACAAACAGCCGCGGGAGUCCUUUGCAGAGAAGGAUUUGAAACUGCUUUUAGAGGAGAAGUCAGCCAUGGCCAGGGGAGGUCGCUGUGGGGAGUGUCAGGAAAAGGCGGUUGCGGCUGCUGCGGCGGCUGCAGCUGCGGCCGCUUCCCGAGAGAGAUUUGGGGAGACUGAAGAGAGAACCACUUCCUCCCAGGGACAGUGUGGCAAAUGUGAGGAAAAGUCCCCGGCUCCCCGGGGGCACUUUGGCAAAGAUGAGGAAAAGUCCCCCAUCUCCCAUGGGCAGUAUGGCAAAGGGGAGAAGCCCUCAGUGGCUCAGAGAUACAGUGAAGUGUGGAGAGGGCAGCUGAAGACCCACGAACCCCUGAAAGGCAGACUCUCCAAGGAGUGCGACCGAAUACCCCGGCCACACCGCGAGGGUGAGAGGACACUGCCAAGGCACUUCAGUGAGAGCAGCGAAGAGGAGGGGGAGGAGCCUGUCAGCCCCUGCUCCACUUCCCCACCAGUUCUCACCAAACCCACCUUGAAGCGAAAGGUAUGUCUUUCUCCCUUUCUGUCUGCUCCGCAGCUGCACACAACCCUGAGCUUUCUCCUUGUGUUAGCUUCUGCUUGCCUGUCGAACCUCUCUCAUUCCCUGGAUAGGUUCCUGAAAAGCUAUUGCGUCUGUAGGCUUUAUGUGCAUGUGUAAGAAGGUGAUCAUAUUCAGGACUGUGUAUGCUUUUAAGAAUAAUAAGCCCAGAAAAACUUAAUUUUGUAAUUUAGCUUUUUGCAAAUUUACUGUUUUACAAGUAGCAGUUCUGGGAGGGAACUUUCAACCCCCCCCCCCCCAAUUUUGCUAGUUAAGGGAGAGACAUGCAGGGCACUGACAUCCCACUCACAACCAUUGGGACUCUUAUCCAGCAGGUCUUCUGGCUUCUGAGAUUUUAGCAGCCAUUGCCUAUACUUCCAAACACAUGUUAAGUCAGACAGUGCCAGAAACUUUGCUGCUUUUUCUUUUUUCUAAACAAAUGCAGAGGCUCUCAGGAAGCAAAAUCUCAGCCCACUGCUGCACUCCGUUUGUUUAUUCUGCUCAGCUGUUGCAGCAUGCACAUAUUGCUACUUACAUAUUUGUGAGAUGCAUAUUCUAAAGAAAGGGUGGGAAGCCUGUGGCCCUCCAGAUGUUGGUGGACUCCAAUUCCUGUCAGCCCCAGCCAGUACAGUCAGUUAUCAGGGAUGAUGGGAGUUGUAGGCCCACAACAUCAGGUGGGCCCCAGAUUCCUCAUCCAUUUUUAAAGGUUUAUCUUUGUGCCAGGGAAAGGCAGUAGGUUUAGACUUUGAAAGGGGGCCCUAGGGGACCCUAGGAUAUUGAGGACCUCUCUCUAUGGGCAGAGAAUGUCUCCAGAGGCCUCUUCGUUGCAGCUACAGUUAGUUCUCUACUAUCCGUAUUUUGAUGGUAGGUGCAGAGGGGGGUCUGGCAUGCCCUUGACACCGGAGGGGGUGGAAUAUGCCAGUCCUGAAACUGGAGUACUGACAUGUUCUCCAGUCGCCUCCCCUCCUCCUGUCCUGGCCAAUGUGAGCCCAGCUGGUGGCCAUAGGAAAUGACAGUGGCCCUCCCUGGAUGUCUCCUCUCCGCAUGCUAUAGGGCUUCUCUCUCUUGCCUCACUGAGUUGUGCUGUAUGUAACCAUCUGUCACUUGGUUGUGGUUGUUUGUGCAGAAGCCCAUUCCCCGGAAGAGGCGGGUCCGCAAGCGCAAAUAUCACAACAGCAGUGUUGUGACAGAAACCAUCUCUGAAACGACUGAGGUCCUGGAUGAGCCUUUUGAGGACUCUGAUUCUGAAAGGCCCAUGCCUCAACUGGAGCCCACCUUUGAGAUGGAGGACGAGGAGGACGAGGAAGAAAGUGAACUAUUCCCAAGAGGAUAUCUUCGUCGCCUCUCUCCCCAAGGCUCCCUCAGGCACAGGCCCUCCUCCAAGAGAGGAUCUCAGGGUGGAGAGGAGUCCGACGAUGCCACUGGUAGGUUUCUCAAGAACAGUUGUCAGUGGGUGCUUCAAUGCAGUGUAACUUGCCAUAAGAAAGGUCGCUAACUGCUCCCUCCCUGCACUCGGUGCCCAUAUGAAACAUGCAAGGUUGCCCAGUCCCAGGAAUACGUGAGCUGCGACAACUAGGGAAGAAAAUGUGGGGAGAGCAUGGAUGUGGGAAAAGACAAAGGACAAGGGCUGCCAGAGCCCUUGGACCAAGGGCAACCUGUGACACACACACACACACACACACACACACACACACACCCCGGCUUGGGUUCUUGGGUUUCCACCUCCCGUUAUGGCAGGCUAAAACAUCCAGAUGGCCACAGGUUCCCUGUUCCUGCCAUGGAUGGCAAUGAAACUUCUAUUGAAAGAGAUGAGGGCCAAGGCCAAGCUCCAGGGGGCCAGCUGGUGACAUACAACCUGCUUAAGGAACUGGGAUGAACUCCAUGGCUUACUGGUAGGGGUGGGGUGGGGGAAUUCAACAACAACAAGAAGCAAUCUUACCAGUGCAGGCAUCUGUUGUCCCUCCUUUCACCUGGUGGUAAGAAAGUGGAAGGUAAAGCACCCACUUCCAUCAAAUAGCCCAUUACAGUGGUGCCCCGCAAGACGAAUGCCUCGCAAGACGGAAAAACCGCUAGACGAAAGGGUUUUCCGUUUUGGAGUUGCUUCGCAGGACGAAUUCCCCUAUGGGCUUGCUUCGCAAGACGAAAAUGUCUUGCGAGUCUUGAGAUUUUUUUUUCGCUUUCCCCCCCCUUUAUCUAAUCUGCUAAGCCUUUAAUAGCCUUUAAUAGCCUUUUAGCAGCUAAUCCCCUAAGCCUUUAAGCCUUUAAUAGCCGCUAAACCGCUAAUAGCGCUAAUCCGUUAAGCCGCUAAUAGGGUUGCUUCGCAAGACGAAAAAACCGCUAGACGAAGACUCUCGCGCAACGGAUUAAUUUCGUCUUGCGAGGCACCACUGUAGUUUCAGUGUGGUUCAUUUAGUUAGAUCAGUCUGUCACUGCAAAGUAGAAGCACAGGCAUUUUGAGUCCUGUAGUCAGCAAGUAUAUGCUGCAUGAACCAGAGGCUCUCAGCAACCGGAUGCCAUCUGUGACUGGCCUAGUUUUUGUGCAGGUGCUGCGUAUAAAAGCUGUUUUUAUGUUUUGUUUAUAUCCAAGGCAUUUUAUCAGAAUCGUUCUUUAUAGCAAUCCUUUCCUGUAUUUCAGUCAAAAGCUUACUCCUAAGGGGUACACAGAAUGGACUGCACAGUACAUAAAGUGCAAUGUCCUCUGCAUUGGCUUUAGAUUCCACAAGAGUAGAUUUACAGGAAUCUCAUUAAGUACCUUCUUUCUAGAUUAGCGGAAUACCUUUUCUGGAAUCAGCUGUAAAAGCAUUCCUCAGAGAACAGAAUAUAAGAUCAUAAAACUAAGUUACAUAAUAGAAAGCAAUAUCAUUGAGGAUGUUCUGUGUCUACCUGUGUGUCUGAUCAUUUAUCUGUUUUAGCUCUGCAACCCUCCACUCAUCUGUUACCAAGCCAUUAUAAGACAGUAGCAGUCCACAUUUCUUCAUCUAAUAGGCUGUUACCUUCAAAUUGCAUUUGUUCAGUUCCAUAAAAACUGGAAUUGGUUCAUUCUUCACCCCCCGCCACUCUCCCUUUGUCGUCGAUGACAUUGUGGGAAAGUUCAUGCUAGGCUGUAGCUUCUUAACCCUCUCCAAAGUGCUUUUGCAUCUAGUCUUGAAUUUAGACUAUUAAGCUGCAUUUAACCUUUAAGAGGUUAAACAACAGUCACUCAGCCCAGAUGGCCCUGUUAAGUGUAGUUUUGUAGUAACCUGUUAGGCAGAUGCUUAUGCUCUCUGCAUGUGAAUGAGUCAGUUACUGUGAGAUACUUGGCUAUAAUGCUCGAUUACCUUUUUUCAAAACUGCAGUACAAAACAUUUUAAUCUACUUCCACUGAUUCCUCCUCCUUCCAGUAGAGCAGCCUUUUUCAGCCUUGGGUUCCUAGGUGUUGUUGGGCUACCGCUUCCCUCAUUCCUGGCUGUUGCUUCUGCUUGCUAUGGAUGAUGGGAGUUGUAGUCCCAACAAUAUCUGGGCACCCAAGGUUGAGAGAGGCUAGUAUGCCACAUGGGAGCAGCUGUUGGCAAGAUAGAUGCUGUGGAUUGAAUUAGGAGGAUUGAGGUGUGUGGAAGAUCCUACCUUGCAGAGGCUUCCACAACCCACAAGGAAAUGAUCCUCUUGUGCAAAGCUAUGAAUUAUUCUUCCAGUUCUUCUCCACCUCCCAAAUUGGAUAGCCAUACUUGCCUCCCUGGGCUGCUAUAAAUAGUACUAGUUAAUGCACUGUGAACAUUGGAAAUGGGCUGUAUCAGUGAGGGUUAGACAAUUUGAGUCUGAGCUCUAAAGUAUGACUAGGCCUUUCUGCAGUGCACACACUGUGUGUCCCUGCGGUGCCCUGUGCCUUUGUGUAGUUUUGCAGCUCACUUCUAGUCCCAGCCACAGCACAGCGGUGCAAGAGGCCCCCAGGAGCAGCCUCAACCUGGCUCACAGACACCCCUACUGCUGUCCAAGUGCCACAGGCCUCGGCUGCUUCUAUCACAGUUGUUAUUACAGCCCUGUGACACAGAGCUGGGAAGUCGUACAUCUCAAAGCUGGGAAAGGUUGCUCAAUCUUUGCAAAUGCCAUGGCACAAGCUGCAGUUGGUGGCUGUGAAUAUGUUCAUUUCAUUAAAUUAUAUAUACAUGGCUUAAUACAACAAAGUCUCCAAGUGGAUCACACAAAUUGUAAUAAUAAAAUCACAACCCAAAUGUCUGUACAUGAUAUUUAAACACCAUAACAAUCCAGUAGAACAUUAAGCAAAACAUUAAAGCAGAAAUACUGAAAUGCUGCCAAUAGGCUGCUACAAGUGCUGCAAAGAAAAUACAUAGUGACCCACAGCUCUGAAGAGUCAGUGACAGUAGUGGCCUGAAUUGAGAAAAUUCCUUCUGUCAAGGCAGUUUCAUUUGUUCAUUUCUUGACAUCGUUAAAAGGCAUUGAUUUUAUAUCUACAAACUCAAGGAGUGAUUUUCUGCUUGUCCUUUAAGUAGCAGGCUCUUCCCAUGGAAAGCUGAGCAGCAGAAAUAGUUCUUAGAUUCCAGCAUGUAAUAUUAUUUUAGGAGAUAAUAGUUGCAGCCAACCAGUGACCAUGUGCUCCUUCUCCACCAGUCCGUUGACUUGCUUCAUCUCCCACUUGAUUGACAUAUCACUGGCCAGCAUCUCUUGCUCUGUCUGCUUACCUUGGUUGAGAGCUCUUUGGGCUUGGGCCCUUUCGAGGCUUGAGGUGUAAAUGCAAUACCUGGGAAGGUGGGAGAGAGAGAAAGCAGUUUCAGGUCAGGAGACCCAGCUGAAUCUCCUUCCUCUAACACACCAGCACUAUCCUCUAAUAGAUGUGCAGUUUGUUCUUUAGGUAGGGCUACAAGGUUUAAUUAGUAGACUAUAGCAGACUAAAUCUUCAGUCAGUCAACUGUGGGGGCAACAAUUGAGUGAAAAAGGCAGCUUGAAAUACAGUAUUUAUUUCGGAUAAGGAGUGGUAACUUGCUAAAUUGCACAUUAACUUGAGCUUGCUGUAACAUCUUAGAGAAGCUGCUCUAUGGAGCUUUUGGCAGUAUGUAAUAUUAACAGGCAGGUGGUUAAUCAACUGCAGAUAUUUCAGCUGCAAGCCUAGUGAGGAAUUGGGACGAGAGGUCCAGCUGUUUAACCUUUCCCUCCUCCUUUUCCCUCCUCUUUAGGCUCUCCUACCUUGAAACCAGUCUCGGUGCUGAGAAAAUGUGAAGUGAAAGAUUCCCCACUCCAGCCAGACACUUCCACCCCCAUGAAGAAGAAGAAGGGCUGGCCCAAAGGCAAAAGCCGCAAGCCUAUCCACUGGAAGAAGAGGCCUGGCCGCAAGCCAGGCUUCAAGCUGAAGAGAGGGAAGGUCUUGGCAGCUGCCACCGAAGAGGCAACUGACCCCACGGAAGCCGCUUUGAAACCAGGUCGCAAACCAAAAGUGCAGGAGAAGGAAGAGCCUGUUGAGCAGAAGGAAGAGCUUCUGCAUGUUGUAGAGGAAAGGAAAGAAGAAGAAGAAGAAGAAGAAGGGCCUCCAGAAGUUGGGGACCUGGGAGAGGAAGAGGAAGGUGCAGCUGCCAGUGAAGCAAGAGGGGCUUCUCCUUUAGGCAGCAGCAGCAGCAGCCCAGCAGCAGAAGUCAAGGAACCUGACAUGGAGGAAGAGGUGGAGAAGCCCCAGAGCCUCGGAGAGCAGAGGCAGUCGGAAGAAGAGCAGCCGGAGAUGGAAGAACCUGAGCGAGAAGAGGAGGAGGAGGAGGAGGAGGAAGUGGCAGCUGUGGCAAACCAGAAUGAAGACCACGAUGCGGAUGACGAAGAAGACGAUGGGCAGGUGGAGCCUGCCAAGAAGAAUGAACUGGAAGAGCAGGCAGCAACAGAGGGGCUGAAGGAAGAGCCUGACGCUCAGGAGCCUUUUUUAGAAACAAGCACACAGGACAGCAGAGAAGAGGAUGUCAAGAACAAGAGUGAGGGAGAAGCAGAUUCUGAGGAGGAGCAAGCCUCCCAUGAGACAUCGGUGGGAUCAGAUCCCGUUCCUGGUUCCGAAGAUGACCAAGAGGAAGAGCAGCAUGCUAAGGAAGGAUUAAUUGAGCUGAAGGAAGAGGAGCCAAUCCCUCACAGUGAACUGGAUCUUGAAACCGUCCAAGCAGUGCAAUCCUUGACGCAGGAGGAGGAGAACAAUGAGCAUGACGUAGCCUACCAGGAUUGCGAGGAGACCCUAGCGGCUUGUCAGAACCUGCAGAGCUACACCCAAGCUGAAGAGGAUCCUCAGAUGUCUAUGGUUGAGGACUGCCAGGCCUCAGAACAUAACAGCCCCAUCUCCUCUGUCCAGUCUCACCCUAGCCAGUCGGUGCGCUCCGUCAGCAGCCCCAGCGUGCCCAGUGCCCUGGAGAGCGGCUACACCCAGAUAAGCCCUGAGCAAGGCUCUCUCUCCGCACCUUCUAUGCAGAACAUGGAGACCAGCCCCAUGAUGGAUGUGCCUUCUGUAUCGGACCAUUCUCAGCAGGUGGUGGACAGUGGCUUCAGCGACCUCGGCAGCAUCGAGAGCACAACAGAGAACUACGAGAACCCCAGCAGCUACGACUCGACCAUGGGUGGCAGCAUCUGCGGUAACAACUCGUCUCAGAGCAGCUGUUCCUAUGGUGGCCUGUCGUCCUCCAGCAGCCUCACCCAGAACAGUUGCGUCGUCACCCAGCAAAUAGCCAGCAUGGGCAACAGCUGCAGCAUGAUGCCCCAGGGCAGCGUCCAGCCCGCCACAAACUGCAAUAUCAAGUCCCCCCAGAGCUGCGUGGUUGAAAGGCCUCCGAGUAACCAGCAGCCGGCGGCACAGCCCCCCCAGCCCCAGCAGCCCCAGCAGCCCCAGCAGCCCCAACCCCCUCCUCCAGUGCAGCAACAGCAGCCUUCCCUGUCCCAGUGUAGCAUGAACAAUAGCUUCACUCCAGCACCCAUGAUAAUGGAAAUCCCAGAAUCUGGCAGCACGGGCAACAUAAGCAUCUACGAGAGGAUUCCUGGGGAUUUUGGUGCCGGUGGCUACUCCCAGCCAUCGGCCACCUUUAGCCUAGCCAAGCUGCAGCAGCUGACCAACACCAUAAUGGACCCUCAUGCCAUGCCUUACAGCCAUUCCCCCGCUGUGACUUCCUAUGCAACCAGCGUGUCUUUGUCCAACACCGGCCUGGCGCAGCUGGCUCCGUCUCAUCCGUUGGCCGGGACGCCCCAAGCACAAGCCACCAUGACACCCCCUCCCAACUUGGCGUCCACCACCAUGAACCUCGCCUCGCCCCUCCUCCAGUGCAACAUGUCCACCACCAACAUCGGCAUCCCCCACACCCAAAGGCUGCAGGGGCAGAUGCCCGUCAAGGGGCACAUCUCCAUCCGCUCCAAGUCGGCACCCCUGCCCUCAGCAGCUGCUCACCAGCAGCAGCUCUAUGGGCGCAGCCCCCCUGCGGUUGCCAUGCAGGCCGGCCCCCGAGCGCUGGCUGUCCAGCGCGGCAUGAACAUGGGGGUGAACCUGAUGCCAACUGCCCCUUACAACGUCAACUCCAUGAAUAUGAAUACCCUGAAUGCUAUGAACAGCUACCGGAUGACCCAGCCCAUGAUGAACAGCAGCUACCAUAGCAACCCUGCCUACAUGAACCAGACAGCCCAGUAUCCUAUGCAGAUGCAAAUGGGAAUGAUGGGGAGCCAGGCCUAUCCCCAGCAGCCUAUGCAGCCAAACCCUCACGGGAACAUGAUGUACACUGGCCCCUCUCAUCACAGCUACAUGAAUGCUGCUGGGGUCCCCAAGCAGUCUCUCAACGGACCCUACAUGAGAAGAUGA